Molecule: messenger RNA, 75757 nt
Organism: Podarcis lilfordi (Lilford's wall lizard)
Lineage: Eukaryota; Metazoa; Chordata; Lepidosauria; Squamata; Lacertidae
Source: the annotation of a GenBank genome assembly
CCUUAUAUAUCUAUCUCUACCUCUUUUGGGUAGAGAGGUGUCGCCCCCUGAGGAAAGCUGCGCGAGCUGCCUCCCCACGGGGGAAAAAAAAAACCUUCCUUCCCUCGCACCCCCCCCAACCCAACCUUGGCUGAAGAAGCCGGCGCCCUCCUUGUCUGCAUGGGGAGGGAAGCGAGCCUGGCUUGCGGAGCGGGGAGGGAUUUCCUGUGCGGGCACGCUUGAGAAAAGGGGGGGACUUGGAAAGUGGGGUGGUGGCUUGGAAGGAGAGAUUUCUGGGCGCCCCCCCCCCCUUGUCACACACAUGCACGGGAGCGAAACUGGGUCGAGGUAGUUUUCCUUGGGAUUUGCAUGUCUUUGCAGCCUCGCUUGCUGGUGCGGCGGCAGCCCCGGGGGGAGAAAAGGGGCUGGGGGGGGGGGUGUUGCUGUUGUGCGGCUGGCUGAUGUAGGGCUCUUUCGUAGGGUCGCUUCCUUUCUUUCUCCUUCCUCUUAAAGCACGGACAGAAGAGGAAGAAAGAGAGUGAAGUCGAAGACAUACAUCCGUAGGAAGCGUCGGGGGAAGGGUUUUUUUGGGGGGGGGGGAGAUCCCUGAAAAUGAUCGUCGAUGGCCUCGCGACCGCUCCUUUUCUGGACGAGGGUCAUAAUGAAAACCGUGUUGUCGCCGCUGCCCUGGCUACUUUUUGAAUUUUAUCGGGGGAACUAGCUUGGACGUAUUCUUCCUGAACUCGUGGAGCAUUUUACGGAAUUACUGCAACGGAAGGAACCUCAUACUGGCUUCUGGUUUUGUUUUGCUUUUCUUUAUUUUUGGAAAAUCCUGAUUUGUUGUCUUUUUUAACAAAGCUCUUAAGAUGGAAAACGAGAUUUUCACACCUCUUUUGGAGGUCUUCAUAUCCAGCCCUCUUGUUACGUGGGUAAGCAUUAAUUCACUAUUCAGUGGCAGAGAUUUCAAAUGUGUGUGUAUAUGUAUGUGUAUAAUUUCUUACGGUAGAGACCAAGACGAAGUAUGUCAUUGUGAUAAUUCUGUUAUAGGUUAAGACAUUUGGACCGUUAGCUGGAGGAAAUCCAACAAACUUGGACGAAUAUGUUGCACUUGUGGAUGGAGUUUUCUUGAAUGAAGUCAUGCUUCAAAUGUAAGUUGUUUUAUUGUAUGAUUUGGUGUCUUCUUUAUGCCACUUUUAGCAGUUGGUCUAAGAAUGCAUUUAUUUCUUGUGGUCACUUUUUCUGCUUACUUGGGAACAUAGUUCAGUGCCUUAACAUAUUCCCAAUUGUUUGUACUGCUUCUGUGUGCAGCUGUUUCCUGGCAGUUGUAUAUCCACAAGAAUUCAGAAAUGGGGAGAUGCAAAAUUGCUAGGCAGAAGUAACACAGGAUUCGGUCCAGUAAAGGGUUAAGUACUGCAUCUGGUCUGAGAAUAAUUGUACUCAGAUGAAAUGUUCAACUCUAAGCUUUUUAUAUUUGCCAUAUAAGCUCAGUAUACAUUUUAAUGUUUUGUGGAUACCUUCCAGGUUUCGUCCCUCAUAUGUUAUCUGUGUGGAGCUUCAGAUCCCUGAUUUUGAUCAAUGUUUAAGACAAAAUGCAAUAGUGCUUGCAAACUGAUCUUAAUUUUACUUGAGAAGGAAACCCCAUUGAUUUCAGCAGUUUGUUUAAAUGAAAGCUGCACUUAAUUAUUCUGUGCUGUAAUAUACUUCAGAAACACAGCUCAGAACAAAAGUUUGAGGGAAAUCUGUUGAGGAUAGUAUUUUGGUUCAAUGGCAUCAUUUUGUAGUGAUCAUUACAAAGGCUAGUCUGUCCCCAGUUUGAAUUAAUAUUGGAAAACCCAGCAGAAAUGGAUUCAUAUUUUAAACCUUAAUUUAUGGCUAAGUGAUGUUAAUUUUUGUAUCACUAAUAUGGAUGGAAGAGCCAUAUAUUCAUUCUAUUUUUCAGUGGUGAGAUAUCUUAACGAAUAAAGUUGUGGGAAAUUAAAUGUAGUUUAAUAAGAAAUAGGGCACUCCCAGAAGCAGCAUGUUUCCUUUGAGAUGAACAUUGCCACAAGAGGUUUCCCCAGUUUUUGAUGAGAGAUGAAUGCCACUAAUGAAAUGGCUUACAACUUGCUGCUAAAACAUUUUUAGACUACACAGGACUAAACCUAAAAGUAACAUUUCCACAUCCUGAAUUGGGAGCAAAAAUGUUUUAGUCCUGUGUAGUCUAUUGUACUUUGUUUGCCCAAGAGCUGUUGCUCAUAAGCUAGUGAUUCAACAUGUGGAAAUCAUCAUGCAUGAAUCAACAUCUGUGAAAGAUAUGAGCAGCAACAAGUACUGUUGUUAAAACCUUCUGAUUUAAGUAACAUUCAAAGGGUUCACAAAUUAAGGAUGCAUGCAGUUAAUAAUGGCUAUGUAUAAAAAAGUCUAGUAUGAAGUCAGACUUCACUGACAUGAAAGUUCAAUGAAUAUGAUUACUUGAAGCCAGAGAUUACAAUUUUUUGUUCUUUAAUAAAGCUGUAUAGCUGGAUGAUUACUUUCAGUAUAGUCAGAAACAUAAUAGAAUUUAGGAUGUCAUUCUAAAGACUAAGAGCCUUGUAAUGUACUCAUUUCUUUGCUGUUGGUGCAGUGGAAAAUUGGAGAUGAUCCUUUGGUAGAGAUGGAAAUUCUUCUUCUUAUAUGGAAUAGUGUGUACUUUUGUUGAAAUCUCUCUACCGUGACUUAUAGUAGCUUGGGCAAAACCGAACCUUGUUUAAACUGCUUUGUAGUUUUACCAUCAUUUUAUGAAGAUUUAGAUUACUCUUGGUACUCAGGGUGGUGGGCCACUAGGAUUUCAUUCCUGAGAGUUAUGGACCUAGCUAGCUUCCAGAAUGCUUAGGCAUAGUGAUGCGUUUGGGAUGGGACAGGCAAAGGUAAAGUUGAUGCUGAUUGAUGACCUGAUGUGGGUUGGAGGUUGACUGAGGCUGUUGAGAAAAUAGUGCCCGGAAAAACGCUUGUGGGUCUUCUCUUAUUUACAGUGGAGGUUUUUGGCCCUGGAGUAUCAAGGGAGACAACAAAGAGUGGCAGAGAAGUAGUCUGCAUCUGACUCAUCAUGCCACACCUGUACUAUAACAAUGUCAGUGAUAGAAAAUGCUCUCUUCUGCUACCAUUGUGUCUGAAUAAAAGCAGCUUAUUUUUGAUACCAUUUAAGCAGAGUUGCUUGGGGUAUUGAUAAUUCAGUUUGCUAGCUGAUUUGCAAAAAGGUCAGUCACAUACAACUUGACUUGGAUAUCACAUUUAGAGUACAGCUGUACCAAGUGCUCAUGUGCAGACAUUUUCUGACAAAAAGCCCUGAUUUAAGGAGAGAUGCAAAAUGCUUCUCUCUGCUGCUCCUUUGGCACCAUUUUCUUCUCCUUCACAAUGUGACCCCAGCUAAUUAACAAUCAUACAGCAACUAUGAAAUAACUUCUAUAUAGAUGAUCUAGAUUGGGUACAUUUUAUCCCAAGGUCAAUUAAAUUAGCACAAACUCUGAAUUGGUAUUGGGAGGGUAGCAAAUAUUUUAAUCAGGAGUCUACAAAAGCUUUACAAUUCCCUUUCAGACUAUGACAUAUCAAUAAAUUCUGAAAGGGGCUAGCUCAUGGCCACACUGAUUCUGUCACUGGAUACAAAUGAGUUUCCUAUGAGCAUGGGGCAGAGACUUAUUGGUCUGCUACUUGGAGCAUCAACCACCACACCCUUUAACCACAGGGCCUUUUGACAAACCAAUUGGCAAACUAAAAUGAAGAACCUCAAGAUGUUUGAUUCAGCAUUCUCUCUAUGUUGGUUCUAUACCAGGAGAGGGUUCACUCACUCAAUGUUAAGUGGGACACUUUUAAGACAGGCAGAGGGUGAAGUGCUGCUUCAUAGUUGCUGUAUGAUUGGGGCAACCCAGUCAGAUGGACGGGGUACAAAUGUUGUUGUUGUUGUUAAUAAUUAGCUGGGAGGCAUCAUAAAUUGCAUAUUCCACUACUACAGUUGACUGUUUCUUACCUAGGCUGUGGUCCAAGUUUUCCAGUGAAUCUGAACGGCAUAAUAAUUUAGGAAACCCUUAGUUAUCUUCCAGCAGCUCCUGUAGCCAAGCUAGUGCCAAACAUAUUGCUCUGCUUUCCUUUGGACCACAAAAAAGGCUGAGAGAGCAGAGAUAACAUGGGAGGAUAGCCACAACAGACGCUGUAAUUCUUCAACAGUUUGACUUCACCCCCAAAGGCACACUUCUCCACUGUCUCCCAAGACAGAUGGAUGCCAACCACAGUUAACAAAUCAUUUUAAGAUUUAGGACAAGACUGCACAUGAGGUUUACUUAUAGUUUGACCUUGAGUACAAACUUCUCACCCCCAAAAACAGAAAGGUGGUGGUGUGGAUAUAGACCUGGGACUCCAGUGUAGUGGACAUGAACCUUUUGUCCCCCUGAAAUAAUAGAGGACUCCCCAUGCCUACAAUUUUCUUAGGAAUUUUUUUCCCCAGGCAUGGGGAGUGGGUGGCUGCUUUGGUUCAGGACCCUAGCAAGGUAAAGGGUUAAAGCACCACUAUGCCCCAUGCAUUCUCCUGCAUGCAAAGACAGGCUGUAGCGGAUUGAAUGAAUGAGACCAAUAGUGGGUCCAAAGGUCAAUAAGCCAGUUUCUGCACAUGUUGUAGAGGGAAAUAAGGGACAGGUGGGGAUCUUCAAACUGGGGAGGUAGCCCAUCUAGGAAAAGGAAAACUCUGACCCCCAAACCUCCGCUGCUUUGAGGGACCAAAGAAAAGGCUAAGGAAUAAACCUUACACAAAUCUAGAGUGGAGUCCCUAAGACGGUUGGAUGGCCCUUGUACGCCUCAUUCUGGCAACUUUUACAGCCUAGCUGGUACCAAUUGUAUGCUCUGAUUUCCUUAGGACCACAUCAGGCCAGGGGGUGGGUGCGGUGUUUUGUCAUGUGGGCAGCUCGGAACCUCCACAUAUUCUGCCCAGGCUUGCACCCCGGAGAAGCAAAAACAACACAGUUUGACUUCAUCCCUGGAGGCACACUCCAUUGUCUAGGGUCCUGAACUGAUAAGGAUCAUGCUGCUUAUGCUGACAGUUCUUUGAAGGGGAAACCUAAUGAUAAUUCCAGAACUGGGGUACCACUGUUGAGAAUUGAUGAUUUUCAUAUCUGGUGGUAGAAGACAUGGAAAAGGGCCUCUGCAGAAGAUAUUAAUGAUAAUGGGAUAGGUGCUCCUAAUCAACAGCUUUUCUAUAUUUAGGUCAGAUCAUGUAUAGGAACUACUUUCAUAGGCUCCAGUAUCAAAAGAAGCUUGUCAGUGUACUUUCCAGUCCUACACAGAUUCUCACUUCACUACCAUGCCAUGAAUAGACUUUGGUAGCUAAAUGUAACCUUUCUCUGAAAUUCAAAACUCUUCCAAAUUCCUUGUGAAAGCCAGUCCAAUAAAAUGGGUCUCUUCUUUCAAGUAGCUUUAUCAGCUUUUGCAAAUCAGGACUUGAGCAUUUCUCAUGAGAGAGAGGACUCACUGUGCUGUGCUGUGAUGAACAAUACUCACAAUCAAUUCAGUUUCACAAAUAAAGCAUCAGCUGCAGGAUAUUCCAGCUACAUCCCCUCCUUUAUUGUAUUCAGCCACCCCGGGAUCAGAGGGGCUGGCUCUGCUUAAAAGCAAGAAGAAAUCUGGAAGUUUUUAGAAACAAUAAAAAUACUACUACUACUACUUUGGCGAUCGCUCGUGGCCGAGUGAGAUUGUCUUCCAUGAACAUGGUCUUAACGGUGAGUCUGUAAGUGACUGUGGAGGCCAAUUCUGGAUCCAUACAUCCUUCCACAGUGGGGACAUAGGUUUCCGGGUGGGAGUUGAUGACGGUGAGGGUUUGCCAAACACGCCUUCCUCUUAGCAUGUUUCUCCCUUUCGUCCUGAGUUUGAGCAUCUUCAAAGUCCAUGACACCUUUGGUAAGGGUGUUCUCCAAUUGGAGCGCUCACAGGCCAAUGUUUCCCAGUUGUUGGUGUUUAUACUACAUUUUAAAAAAGAUUUGCCUUGAGAGAGUCUUUAAACCUCUUUUGUUGACCACCAGCAUUACACUUCCCAUUUUUAAGUUCUGAACAGAGUAGUUGUUUUGGAAGAUGAUCAUCAGGCCAACAUGACCAACCCAACCAAGUUCAUGUUGAAGAAUCAUUGCUUCAACACUGGUGAUCUUUGCUUCUUCCAGUACACCAGCAUUAGUUCACCUGUCUUCCCACGUGAUGUGUAAAAAAUUUUGGAGACACCAUUGAUGGAAUCUUUCAAGGAGUUGGAGAUGGUGUUUAUAGGUGGUUCAUGUUUCAGAAGCAUACAAUAAGGUUGGUAGUACAAUAGCUUUGUAAACAAGCAUUUUGGUUUCCCUGUGAAUGUCCCAGUCUUCAAACUCUCUACAUUUCAACUGGGAGAAAGCUGGAUUUUGGCAUCGGUGUAUGCUGAUAUCAAAGAAAGAGUGCUGUUUACCAGAAUUUGCAGCCAGUGGUGAAGGGACUAAAUAGACGGUGAUGAUUUCUGACCUGUGAAGCAGGAAGUUUGGAUGUGGAGAGGCUUAUUCCAGCAGGAUGUUGGGAACAGCUAUUUUGUAAGGCAAGGCAUGGGAUGUAGGAAAAUAGAUGAGAGCUGUUGGAGGAUGCUUGGUCCUUGAAGUACUCGGGGGCAAUAGGGUUGCUGGUGAAUAUAUUUUGGUAUGCAAGAUAUGAAAAGGUAGCAUCUUUUGAUGGAGAUUUUUAUUAGCUAAUCACUGCCCCUUUGCACAUGAAAGCAGCUGGGGUUAACUAUAGGUGAUAUCCAGCUAAGUCAUACUCUGCAUAGUCCCGUUGAAAUCAAUGGAUCAGAAUAAUUGUGGAUUCCACAUUUGUUUCAAAAUGAAAUUAAUCAGCACAGCAGCAAAAGAAGAUGUGUAAAAAGUAAAGGGACCCCUGACCAUUAGGUCCAGUCGUGACCGACUCUGGGGUUGCGGCGCUCAUCUCGCUUUAUUGGCCAAGGGAGCCGGCAUACAGCUUCCGGGUCAUGUGGCCAGCAUGACUAAGCCGCUUCUGGUGAACCAGAGCAGCGCACAGAAACGCCGUUUACCUUCCCGCCGGAGCAGUACCUAUUUAUCUACUUGCACUUUGAGGUGCUUUUGAACUGCUAGGUUGGCAGGAGCAGGGACCGAGCAACGGGAGCUCACCCCAUCGCGGGGAUUCAAACCGCCGACCUUCUGAUCAGCAAGUCCUAGAGUCUGUGGUUUAACCCACAGCGCCACCCGUGUCCCUCCUAUUCCCUGUUGCAUAUACUCCUGUCAGAGGUGAAGCUAUUUGCACUUCAGUAGGAAGGGGGUUCCAAAAUCGGGGGCCACCACAGAAAUGGGCCUUUUUUCAUGAAGCUUAUUGCCCUCAAGUUGUACCUCGAGUUACAAACGCCUCAGGUUACAAACUCCGCUAACCGGGAAGAGUUACCUCGAGUUGAGAACUUUGCCUCAGGAUGAGAACGGAAAUCGUGUGCCGGCAGUGCAGCAGCAGCAAGAGACCCCAUUAGCGAAAGCACGCCUCUAGUUAAGAACAGUUUCAGGUUAAGAACGGACCUCUGGAAUGAAUUGAGUUCAUAACUAGAGGUACCACUGUAUUACUGAAACUAAGGUAUUUUAAAUCACUUUAAUCAUACUUGCUAUAACUUGAAAGAAAUGGCUAGAAUAAUGAUGUGAUAGCUUAUUUGUUGUGUGGAGGGACUGAAGACAUUGGAUCUUUUACAAAUGUCUUCCUCAAGUGUUUAUUGAUUUGAAUAUAAUGGCUGUUAACAAACAGUCCAAAGCAUCUGUUUAAAAUAUCAUUUCCCCAUUCAGUUGUUCAGUAAGGCUUUUCUGUUCCAGCAGCACAGAUUUUAUUUCUGUUAUGCCAUGUUCCCUUCAGUUGUCUACAUUUCCCAUUGUAGGUCACUGUUAGGGCAACUUUAUAUAUUCAUUCCAGGGCCCAUAACUAGGUCAGUUGUGUUGAAGGCUCAUAUUAAGUGAGGCACUGACUGCAUUUUUUUCCUAAGUAAGAUUCCUACCCCCCACACCAGUCUGGUGGUUACAGAAUAAAACUUCAAACAAUUUAAGCAAUAAAUGAUGCAAACAUAAGCUACAAAACAGAUAGAAAUAUAAAUAUAAGCAGGAUAUAGUCAUGGCCAUAUUAUUUUAAAUUAUAGCAUUGUAAAAAAGACACAAGGUUGGACAUUAUCAGUUAUGGAAACAAAACCUUUCAAGAGAAGUAAAAACAAUUCCUUUAAAUUUAUUUCCUUGCACCUUUUGCUGAACCCUGAGGGGGAAACACAAGUUUUAUAUAUAUUGCAAUUUCUAUUAUUUUUAAAUAACAAUUCUGUUGUAGUGGAAGGUUCUGUUAAUUUCCAGUGUUGGAGUAUAUGUCUUCUAGCUGCUAUUACCAGAUUCUCUAUAAGGUGUUUGAUAUUAACUGAUAUGCUGUGAUCGAUUGGGUUUUAUUGAUAACCUUAUUCUGAAACCCCUGGAGAUUUGGGCAGAUUCAUAAAAUGUGUAGAAAGUGUGCCCUGGAAGCCCUGAGCUGAUGAGGGAAGCUACAGGAGGGGGUAGGUCUAGACUCCUUAUCUAUGUGUCCUUUUUCCUAUUUAAAAUAACAGAGCAAUCCUAAUCUUGGGCUAGGGUCUGGGAAGGUCAGCUGAAGCCUUGCAGGCGUCUACUGUCAAGGGCAAGAAAGUGUUGAGGGAGGUGGGGGCAUGCCUCCCCCCCUUUUUUUCCUUGCUAUGCCAGCUUCAAGCUGGUAUAGCUGAGGAACCAGAGGAUCAGACUCACAAAACUUUACUCAGUGGAUGUAAAGCUGCUGGCAUUUUAGGGUUUUUUCAUGCUGAACAGCUGGCAGCAGCUUACUGCUUGUUUGGGUGUACUGUACCUUGAGGCCUCCAACAUAACAGCACUCCUUUCUGCCAGUAGAGAGAAAUUUAUGUGCUAUCAUAAUCCUCUUUCAGUCAUAGACAUGAGGGAAGGAUUGUGGCCUUACACCUUCCCAACACCUCUUUCUUUCUUUCUUUCUUUCUUUUACUUGAUCAGAAAAAUUCUAUAUGUAAACAAAUGGCAUUGCUGCCAUGACAUCUAUUUUGGCUCUAAUGUUACGGAGGAAAACAUUUUAAACAAAAUAAAUGGAUAGCAGUGAAGUUUGCACUUAUGGUUUCUGAGCAAAAGAUGAAUUAUUUGUAUCAGUUUGUUUCUUCAAUUCACAUUUCAGAAUUUGUCAACUGGGAUGAAGGAAGCAGUAUUUUUAAUUUUAAAGGCCGCUGUACACACAUUGAAUUUAAGUGACUAUAUUUUAAUGCAUCCUCUUAACUGUUCAUAAUUAUGCCUUGAAAGCAAAAAUAUAUGCACUUUAAAAAAAAAAAAGCUUGUGGCUAUUUAUGUCAUUUGAAAAUGUUGUAAGUGGGUUUAUUGUGUCCACUUGGCAAUGAUUUGCUCCUGGGAUGCCUGACAAAAUACAUGUUUGUUUUUGCUUGAACGUAGUAAAUAAAACAAGUUUGUUUCAGUAUAUAAAGGAGCACAUGUAGUAGUUAAACUAAAAUGUAACAAUAGUGCAACUGUUUUCACAGUUUGUGCUGCUAUGAGGACACAGCUGUUUAAAUUAAUGUAAAAAAAUACUUCCUGGAGUUAAAUUUCUGAUUUGUCUUCAAGAUCGCACAAUCUUCUUUCUUAGCCAUUUUUUGUUAUCAGUAAUUCUACGAUCAUUUCUGUUUCUUUUGUCUACAAAUGAUCCUCAGAUCAUUCUGUCUUUCCUAGUAUUAUGUCCUCCUUUAUCCUCUGAUUUUCAUCUUUUUAUUUAAAAAUCCCGAUUUACUUUGUGGGUUGAUGUAUAAGAUAAAUUUUCUUUGGUCUUUUCCCCUUUUUAUUCUUUUGAUCCAUAAUACUGGAUAGUCUGUGACAGUAACUGUAUCCACAGUUAAUAAUAUAUUUGGUGUAGCCUGGUGCAGAAAAUAAGGGUAUAGGAAAAAGUAGUAAAUUUUGUCCUUCAAAAGCUUUUUACCCUUAAGGUUUCUGUGGGAGGGUGAAUUAUUAUUGCCCCCACAAUGCAUUGCAGGACAAUGUACAAUAAAAACAGCAAAAACACAGUUGAAAACAACACACACCAAAUAUAUAUUGAUAUAGAUACAGAUAUAUAGUGUGUGUACACACACACACACACACACACACACACACACACAGAGAGAGAGAGAGAGAGAGACCCCAUGACAGAGACCCAUUCAUUCAGCUGGGAAGGCCUGUUGGAACAAAAAAUGUAUUCAGUUGUUUCCACAAAAUGCAGAUAGUGUUGUAUUUUGCAAGGAAUCAGGUUGGUUGGCAUCCAUUUGUAUCGGGAGACAAUGGAUGAGUGCCACAAAACAGAUGCAGCCAUACUAAAACCCCUGCUCUAAGUCUGAAUGCAUCAAAGCAACAUAAAAUUCUGUUUGGUAAUCAGAUAUGCAGUUUUCUGUCGAACACAAUAAUCUUUAUAACACACAAACUUAGAUUUUCUCAUCCCAGCCAGAAGUCGGUCCGAUUAUCAGUUUUCACCAAUCUGGCGUCUUCAACUGAUCUAGACCACAACUCCCAGCAGCCCCAGGUAGUACUACUGAUGUGAGUGCUACUUCAGAAGAUAAGAUUUUUUUUUAUCCUGAUAUAAAAGAGGCACAUAUAUCUGAAGCUUGUCUUGGAAGUCUGAUUUUGUAUUUCAGCAUGCAGCCCCCACAUGGACCUCAUGGUCACAUAGCACUAAUCUUUCUCCCCUGCUCCAUAUCAGCACCCUGAUGGGGAAUUGCACACAGCAAACUUUGAGUGGAGACUUUCCCCUGCCAAAUCAUGCUUUCUUUUUCAUUCUCUUCCUGUACGUAUUUAUGACUUAAUGCUGAGACAUCAAACAGGAAGCACCUGAGCAGAUGCACUCUAGUAGCACUCUGGACUUUAUUUAGUGAAAGGAAAUGUUGAUAGUCAAAACCUUUUAUAGAACCAUUUUUCUUGCUACCUUUAAUUUUUCUUUGUUCUUGUUUAUGGAAAAUGAAUGCCUUUUUUUGAAUUACGGUACUUUUUCCUCUUAGAAAACCUAAGCACAGUGUAAUAAUAAUAAUUUAACAUUUUUCUUUGAAGUACUGUUUAUAAAGGAAUGGCUUUCUUGUAUGUGUUUAGUGGCGUAGCUGUAAACAUUCCCCUUUUUUUAAGGGAAAUUCCCUUAUUCCGAAUAGGAUUCCUCGCAAGAAAAGGGAAAAGUUGACAGCUAUGGUCUAGUGGAAUAAUAUUUCUUAAAACUGAGCUUGUGAUGAGGUAGCUUGUAUCAUGAACAGUUGCUUAAGGGAAGAGGAUGGUGUCACCCAUUCAAGCAUAACUGUGAAUGAGAAACUUGGCACAUAUCCUUAACACAUCAGUGUGAACAUGAGACAGGCUCUGUUUCAGCUCACAGAUUUCCUCAGUAUUAACAGUUAGCGAUGCGUGACAUUAUGUUUGCUUUCAACUUUGGCAUCUUAAUCACAGGAUCACCCAUACUUUCCUGCGUGGGCAAAUAUACUAUUAGAAUGAAUUGUGAACUAAUAUAUAUGUGAUCAAUUGUCACAAGCAUUAUCUUGUCACUAGCUCUGUUAAACAAUAGCCAUAGCCAGCUAUCUCAUAAGAGUGCUUACUUUAGAUAUUCAGAAUAUUUGUGACUUUCUAGUACAAAACUACUCAGAUUUGAAGUCAUUUUUGUUGGUUUUCUAAAAAAACAUUUCAUUCCAUACAGAAAUAUUUUACUUCUAAGGUUCUAAAUCCACAACCUCAUAGAACUAUCUACAGAAGGCUGUCAAUUUUCCUUUAUUCCUGGCUGAAAUAGCUGUAUAACAUUCCAAUAGACGAAAUGUCACAGAGCCAUAUUAGCUUCCUCUCUUUUAAAAAAGUUAAAACUGAUAACUAUACCACUAUGUUUGAAUCUUAUAAUACUCAUUUAUAGAGCUGGUUGAAAUUGCUGAUUGGAAUGCUUUACUGAUAGUUUUCAAAUUAUCAAGUACUGUACAGCCUUCAUUUAUUCCACCUGCCACUGCUUACAGUUUGCAAACCAGACCAGUUUAAUAGAUAAGUUAUAACAUACCAGUAUAGACCCAGUGUGGAAUCCUUUUCCAGUUCAGACAAGUGCUGAAAUGGAUUUUGUGCAUGUAGUCCAUUUUAGGCUUUCAAAAAUUGACAAAGUAUGUGUCAUGUUCACAAAAUAUAAAACAGGAAGUUAGACAAACUCUUCCUUUUGAGUAGAUAUUGACAUACCAUUAGUUUGGCAAACGGGGGCAUGCCGGAAAAUAUGGGACAUUAUAAAAACAUAGUGACAAAAAUUGGCCAAGUUUCACAUUCAUUUCACUAAUACUUUCAAGAAGCAGACCUUCAGAGAUACUGAAAGACUAUCUCUUUUAGGCAAAAGUCUUUUAGGUCAAGAGUUUCACUGCCAAAUAAAUACUUUGCAGUUAUGUAUUCCUCCUUACAACAAACGUAAAGUUUCAGUGUACCCUUUAGCAGUGCUAUUUUUCUAGAAAAAUAGGUACUUGAACUCACCAUGAACACUUCCCUGAGUUCCAGAUAGAAAAAGCCCUGCCCUUUUGUACCAGUACUUGAAAGUCAUAGUUAGAGUCUGAAGAGGGAAAGAUGUUACAGCUAUAUCUGAACAUAUUCAGUAUGAUCAGUUUACUGUAUUGGAUUUUAGUAUUCACCAUGUAUAAAAUAAUUUGAAAAUGUAUCUUUGCAGACAUUAUGAAGCAUUGUUGAAACCAUUAAAGUUUUCAGGGUUUUGAUAUGUAGAAAUUAGUGACCUUCUGAGACAUUUAAGCUGCAAUUCUAAUGGUGUAUACUGCAAUUCUAAUGAUGUAUACUUUGCCCCAUUGAUUCCAAUGAGUUACUCUGUGGUGUGGUUAGGCCUGCAGCCUUAGAGAUAGAUUUUCACAAGAGUGUUUCUCGAAUGAUAGAUGUAGUUCAUAUGUCAGUCUCGCAGAGCUAUGGAUGCUCAAGCAAAUCAUGUAUUGUGUGGUUAAUAUAGGUUGUAUUUGUACUAUAGUAUAAAUAUAUAUUUUAAAAUUAAUAAUUUAGUAUAAUUGAGUCUGGUUUAAUCAUUAAGUACCGUCAUUGAACAGAUGGCAGGAGAAGACACAACUGAUUUGCUGUCUGGUUAGAUUUAGAAAUCUGAUAGCUUAAUGGCUUCAUAUUUAUUUGUGAUAGAUUUUGUUGCAUGAAAAAGAUACCUAAUCCCUGAUUAUGUGAUGUCUGAAUCUGUAGUUUAUAGUGGUGAUAGCAUUUGAGAAUAACAGACUCCCCUCUAUUUACUAUGCUUUUUGAACUAAUGUAUUAUCAUUGUGGGUGCUCUUGUCUGUUUUUCCUCCAGUUGAAAUUAAUGUAACUUGUCAUAUGUAGGUUGCUUUUAAAUGUAAAAUUGCUUAAGGCUAUCUUUUACUGCUGGGCUGCCUAUUGACUUCUAGACAAAUUUGCCCUAUUUUGUUAGGCUAUUUGCCAGUGAAGCAUUCUCAUUUUCCACCUUACAAAAGGAGCUAUUCAGAUAUGUAGGAUUCAUUGCCUUAGAAUAUAUAUAGUGUGACUUUCGAGAUUGCCACUGGCAACUUAUGUUUGUCUCAUGCAGAUAUUUUUCUGUAAUCCCAUAAAGUGUAGGUCUAUUUUUGAGACUAUGAACUGAAAAGUUAAAAACAAAAAAGUAGCACCACAUAUUACACUGUUAAAUUCAAUGGAAACCGCAAAUAAGUUACUAUGUUUGUUUUGAGAUAUGUUUUCCCCAUCCUGCUCUAGAGCAUACCUCAGGAAGCAGUCCAAGAUGCAUGGAGGCCGAGGUCUUCCUACUCCUCUAGGUCUUCCUCCAUUAGUGAUAGCUUAGUAGAAUAGCCAUCUAGAGUCACUGUGAUUUUCAAUUGGUCCAGAUGCACACAUGACUCAUAACCUGAAACAUGGGUCUCACUUUCAGAUUUUCACUCUUGAUUAAAAAUUAAUAGUGUGAAUAAUGCACAUUUUCUAAUCCUAAAAUUACUAAUUCUAAGAUGGCAGUUCAGAGGAAUAUACAUAGUGUUACCUGGACAUUGCUACUAUAUCAAAAGCAGUGAUUUUUUAAAACAGUAUUGUAAUUAAAAACAGAUUUAAGUUGAAGAGUCAAGAGAGUGUCUGUGCAAACAGGUGAGUCUUCAAAAACCAGUAGAAUUCCAAUACUGAUAGGGCCUCUCAUAAUUCAGCAGAAAGUGUAUUCCAUAUAUACAACUUGAAUAUUGAAAAAAAAAUGCAACAUGCAGUGCCCAUCACUGGGGAAGAGAAAUGCCAAUAUAGAAAUCACAUAAUUUACUUGAAAAUUAAAGCAGUGCUUCUCCAACAAAUGGAAGAGGAAACAAAACCGAGAACUAGGCGAAUGGGUUUCUUCUGCUGAGGAGGAAGAAGUCCCCUGCCGCUAUUUCUCAUUCUUAAGGUGAUCUGAACUGCCCUAAGAACACUUAAUCAGGAGCAAACCCUUUGAACCUCUGUAGGUUUUGUAACUUGAUUCUAAUACAUGUUUGCAGAGAACCAAGAGCAAUUAUAUGCAUGUCUACUCAGAGGCAUGUCCUGUUGAGUUCAAUGGGACUUACUCCUAACUGUGUACAGGAUUACAGCUUAAAUCUACAGAUCUCAGGUGGUGUCCAGAGAAUUAUCUAGUCCUGAGAACGGGGCCUUUUCUGCAGUGUCUCACUGUUUGUGGAAUGGUCUCACCAGGAACACUCACCUGGCACCUUCAUUACAUACCUUAGAUGCUAGGUGAAAACAUUCCUCUGCUCCUAGGCCUUUGGCUGAUGAAACAAACUACGACCUUUUAAACUGUGUGUGGGGUUAUUGUUUUCUUUGUUAUUAUAGUAUGUAUUUUUGUGUUUUUAUACUGUAAAGUGCCCUGUGAUCCUUUGAUGAAGGGUGGUAUAUAAAUUUAUUAUUUAAAAAGCAGCAAUUCUCAACACGUGUGUGACUGGGGGUGGGAAGCAGUGUAUAUGGUGGCAUGAACAGGCUGCUUUUCCACUAACAACCUGCUUGCCUUCUCAGCUGGGUGUCGGUGGUAAAAAUAUUCAAAAUACUUUUGGUUACAUGUGUGUGCACUCUGCACUGCGCCCCACCCCCCUGCUUGUUCCAUGAGUGUGAAGAAUUGCAGCCUAAACCUUUCUUUCUUAAAAACAUUUGCAAGACACCCUUUGAGGCAGCUAACAAUUUUUAAAGAGAAAAAAUAGUCAAUUUCGAAGUAAGUCAGAUUAUAUAACUGCAGCUUAGAUCCCAAAUGUUUGCUUAAAUAAGCGAGCCCUAUAUUUUUCCUGAAGGUUAAUAAAGGGGUGAAUUGCUACAGCUCUGCUGGGAACUGAUUCAAAAGCCUGAGGCCACUGUCGAAAGGAGAGGGUGCAGGGAAUAAAUAAAGUUUAGUACUGCACUUUGAAUUCGUUUUUCCUCCUGCCUUAUUGGGUAGUGUGUUUAUUAUUUAUUAGCAGUUCUGCAGGUUUUAAGAUUUCAGUUAUGUUGGCCUUCCACUGGGAUCAGAAAUAAUUGCUGCUUCCUACUCACAUCUGCCAGACUCAUGGGAAGAGCUUUCUUCAGCUGCAUGUCUUGGCUUCUAGAAUUUCUGUGAGAUCCUUCCUUGACCGCUGCCAAGAAAAGCUAUUUCCUCUGUCUAGCGGUAGCUACUGGUACAAAGACUUGGGCCUUCUGCUGUAAUUGAUCAGUAACAGCUGAGCUGCCUUUACAUUUACACUUUGAUUACUACAGAAUCAAGACUCUCCAUCUCAUCCUAUCUAAAACAGGCAUUUCUAGGUUGAAAAUCUUUGCCAAAAGCCGAUACGAUUUACAACUUGUAUCCAAAUACUUACUGGUAUUUGGUUUUGUUGUCUGCCACUGCUGAAUCAGACAAAGGCCUCUAUAAUCCAGUACCCUAUGUCCCACAGCAGCAAACCACAAGCAGAACAUGUUGGUACUACUAACUACUAGCCUCUGUCCAGUAGCACCUUAGAGACCAACUAAGUUUGUUGUUGGUAUGAGCUUUUGUGUGCAUGCACAGAAGGUACUAACAAACUUAGUUGGUCUCUAAGGUGCUACUGGAAGGAAUCCACCCCCCCCCCCGACUACGGCAGACCAACACGGCUACCUACCUGCUACUAGCCUCCUGUUCUUCUUACCUACUAGCUACUCAUCUGAUCAUGAAAGUAGCAUACAGGCAUGAUGUCUAGUAGCUGGUGGUGUUAGGCUUAUUCUCUGUGAAGUCUGCUAAUCUCAUCUAAAUUAGUGGUGAUCUCCAUAUUUUAUGUUAGUGAAUUCCAUUAAAUUUUAUGCAAUUAUUUUUAGUUUAUGUAUAUGACACACAGAUAGAAGCUAUGUAUUCGGGAGACCUAGGUGCUGGGUUCUUAGUAUAAUACCAUGUUUUAGUGCUAUGCUGGUUUGAAUGUAUGCAUUAUUUGUUUGCUGAUGUUGUAAGUGGCUUUUGAGUUACAUUUUUUGGGGGGAAAUUAAUAAGUUUAAUAAAUAUCUUGCAUUUCCAUCAAAUAUUAAUUAUAUGGACAGCUUUUUUUUGUUCUACAUAGCAUCUUGUAUUGGUUCUUCUGUUUUAUAAAGUCAGGGUUUGAAAAAAUGGGUAAUAACAAUCUUGCAGUGUUCUCUAUCAGAAGAAAACUUUAGUAGAAGAAAUAUUAAUCUGAAUCUCAUGGCUGUUUCCAUGUUGUGAUUAAUUUUAAUACAGUGCUAUGAAGAAGAGGGUGAAAGCUAGGGAGAUACACUUUAAAAAGUAUGUGAGGCUCUUCUUUUCUGCUUCCUAAAUUCUAGAGCUUUGAUGUUUUUAGUUAUUACAUUUGAACCCUUUCCUCCCUCUGUGGUAAUGUUUCUUAUAGUUGACAGGUUUUUUUCCAGAGUUAAUUUUGGACACACACAGUUUCACAACAGAAAAGAGUCUUCUUAAGAAUGUGUGAGAACAAAAGCUACCCACUGGUAGAGGUGUCCCUUGUGUUUCUGCAUGAGUUAAUUAUUCUGAAUGUGCUUCCUGUUUGAAAGAAAGAAAAGCCAAUAGAGUAGCUUGUUCCCAUUUCCCUGAGGGCAACCAAUUUUGCUGCAUCUCUAUCAGGAGCAAUUGAUCUAAUUACACACAAAGCAGAGACAUGUCAGAAUUGUUCUCCAGUAGGCUAGAGCCAUUAAUCAUGCAGAUGCAGUGGGCAGCCUCCUCUGUGCUGAGUACUUUUGGCAAAGCUGGUGCUAUGAUUUUGGAAGCUCUUGGGGCAAGAGAUGGUUGGAGUACCUGCUUAUCAAGCCUCUUGCCCAGGAGCUUCCAAAAUCAUAGAAGUGAAUUGACGCAAGGGGCAGCAUAUCAGAUCAAAUGCUUCUGUUACUUCCUCAUCUGCUGCUUCAUCUUGCACCAAUUCAGAUUUUGCACAUGAAGUGGACCUAAGGUAAUCUGGGGUGAGGGUUCUUUCCCCAUAUGCAUAAUGCAUGCACUCAGUGCUUUUUGUUUUAGAAAAAAAAAGAUGCCGGUACUCAUUAUGAAGCUGUUACUUUAAAUGUCACACAUUUAACAUUUGGGGGGGAAGGUGCUGGGACUGCACACUUUAUGAAAAGUAGAUCUAAAAGGCUAAGGGAAGGGUUAAUUUUACGCUUAAGAAAAAAAGCAAACAUUGAAAAACGAACAAAUCUAUGAAAGAUUAUUGGAGUGAAUCCCAGUACACUUGGAUGUGGGGUUGCUCAGAUGGUCAGAGAUUGGGACAAAGGAACAGGGGCACCAUAUUCCUUAUUUAUGGUAUUGGAACUGGUAGGUGGGGAUUGAGUGACAGGCUUCUCAGCACAAUCAACGGAUUGAGUUUCUCAUAUCCAUAUAUAUUUGGAGGCUGGCAUAGUUUUAUUUAAAAAGGAGUUUGCUUGGGCUAUCCCUGGCCGUCUUGACAUAAUCAUGGGAUAGCUCAGAUUGUAUACACAAAUGUGGCAAGAGUUAUAGGUCUUGGCCUCCCUGAAUGAAUGGAGGCUAGGAAGACUGUGUUUUACUAAGAGGUCUUACCUAGAAUGGCAGACAAGAGAGCUGUGAAUCAUAUUUUGAAGUAUUCCCCAUCCAUAUGCUUGUGUAGCAUUGUCCUUGCAGCCCUAGUUACAGCAGUGGAAUUGAGGCUUUCAGCUAGUAUUUUUAUCUGGACCCCUGACACAUAUAAGGGAUCUGAGAACACAAGUAUUGUCUAUCUGGCCUUCCUUCUUUGUUCUUAGCCUUGUUUGUUUGUAUAAACAAAGUGCUCCCAUUAUUGAAGGUUCUAUAGAUAUGAGAGCACAGUAAUAUAUCAAAGUGCUUCUAUUAUUUUUGCCGCCCCCCCCCCAACAAAAGUUUGUGAAUCUGGAUUAUAUUUGAGUAACUAGUAACUGGUCUUUCUCCUUAGCUGACACAUAAAUUUCCCUUUGUGAAUUUCAACUAAAUGAACUUUCUUUAAUUUACUUUCAUGUUUUAUUUCAGCAACCCUAAGGCAUCUAGUCAAAGAGUAAAUAAGAAAAUCAACAAUGAUGCAUCACUUCGAAUUCAAAAUUUAUCUAUUUUGGUGAAGCAAAUAAAAUCAUACUAUCAGGUAAGUGAUUUUUCUUUCUUUUAAAAAGCAUUUGUAAAGAUGUGUUUUGUGGACAAUGCUAAGCUAAUAUAGACACAAUUGUCUAAAUUGUGAAUUUGGUUUGCUGUGCUGCUGUUCCUCUCCUUUCCUCAAAGAAACCCAUAAUGAAUCAGAAUGUCUCUAUUUGAAGUUGACAGUGAGCUAGUUAGCAGGUAACUUUAAAACAUGAUUAAAAGUAAACUGUGGUUUACCCAAAGAGCUCACUGUGCUGGUUCAUGCAGCUAAUAUAGUGCUUGCUUUGCUCUACCCAUGCUCUUUCUGCUGCCUUGCAGCCGGCAAACAAGCCAAGAGAUCCAAAUCUGGAUACUAUCCAAACAAACCAUGAGCCCAGGUUUGGAUGUCAUGAGAAGCUAGAAAUUGACUUGUUUUCUGAUGGCGUGCCAACAGUUGGGGAGGAGCAAAGCAAGCUGUGUGCAUUAGCAUUCUGCUGAUUCACAUUUAACCAGGGAUCACUAACACAGUGCCUGAGGGUGCCAUGGGAGACACUGGUGGACGUGAAAGGUCCCUACAAAUAUCUGCUCAAAAAUCCACAGUGCAUUAGAGACUGCUUUUCUCCUUCCUGUUGGCCGGGAUUGGAUAUCAACCCUCACUUCCAUUUAAACAGCUGAGAGGUGCAAAGAACAUCUCUUUGUGAAAGAGUGGUAACUAAUUUAGGUGUCUUCCCUCUCCCCAUUGAUGGGUGCAUGUCCACAUCUUUUUGUAUACCUGUCAUAGAUGGCCAUUAUUUCUUAUUUCUGUCAAAGCACCUAAACAACAUUCUUUUGAGUUGAAAACCAUCCUAAAUACAAUACUAAAAUUUAGAGGGCAGAGCAGGUUAAAAUAAUUGAUUUCCAUGACAGGAGUGUUGUGAUUGGAGUGUCAGAAUGUUGAUUCAUCCAGAAGGAACACUUUACCUUUCUGGUAUCUUCAUGUUCUGGUAUUUUCUGGUAGAACUAUAAAAUUUCAGUAUAAUGGGUUAUAUUUUAUUAUGUCAUACUCAGACUAAAACAAUUGAAAUUAAUUGGCGUGACUAAUGAGUCCAUUGUUGUCAAGGGUCUACCCUUGAGUAUGACUUAUUGGAACCAGCUGAAUGUAUUUUAAAUGCUGUCUGAUCCUUAAUUGCUUGGAUGUAGCUAAUACUUCCAUCAGCUCAUCUUUUUCUGAUCAGUAUUUUAUACUAUGGAACUUAGAUUUGCUUCCCAGUAAUGACUCAGCUUUAUGUGUACAGAAAAUGUAAACUUAAAUUCAUUAUAUUAAAUUCAUUUCAGCACCUCGGAUCCUUUAGAUUCAGUUCUGUUGUUACAUCAUUUUGUUACCUACUUAAAAUCCUAUCUUGCUUUGAGAAGUAGAUUAUCAGUUUCUUCAUAACUGUGUCAAAAUAUGUUGUACAACAGCUGAAAGAAAAGAGGACAGCCCUCUUAAUCAUGCAGAACAUAAAUUUGGACAUUUUUAUUGAACAUAUGGCAAAAUCCCUGUAAUAUAGAAAAACAGUCUUGUGCUGCCAAAUCUGUGUAUGUGUUAGCAGCUGCUGUGAUAGGUUUCCAGAUGUUAGAGGGAAUACACACCAACGUUAAAGAAUUAGGUACUGUCUAGACUGAGGAUUUUCGCUCAUUACCACUGCUGCACACUGGUGGCUGUAUAGUUAGAACAGGUCAACUUCCAUGAGAUUGUUCAUGGAACACAUAAAUUGUACUUGUUUUCUUUUUAAAUAUUUUUUUUCAUUCCUGGACAACACUGCACAUUCCAGUUGAAGCAAAUUUGCACUAUAUCUGUAGUCCUUGUUGACCUGACUAUUGUGAUACAGUUCAUUUUUGUCUGUCUGUAGUCUGCAUUUUUAAAUUUUCCUAGACCUUGAUCAAUGGAGGAAAUUACUUUUAUUAUCAAUUAUAUCUUGAAUAUGAUACUGUUUUUAAUUUGUUAACUUCAUACUUAAUGAGCAAUCACUGGGUUUUAAUUUUUUUGUCUCAGUCUUAUAUGCAUUAAACUACAUUAAAGUUAACAAAUGUUCAUUUUUCAUGUUUAUUGUGAGUGUCUGGUGGACCUAAUGCAGACUAGUCAGGUGGGUCUGAGGUUUUUUAUUAUUAUAAGGUUACAAAUUGUUCCUGGAGGAAUGCUUAGUGCAUGUAUCAGACAGCCUCCUACAUCAGUGAUAAUAUUAUUAAUUCAAUUUAUUUGUUGUCUAAUACAAAAUGUCUCUAGGCAGCUUACAUACAUAAUUAAAAACAACCACCAAGUAUACAAUAACAGUACCCCACCCCCCAAAAAACCCACAGAAAGCAUGAUGAUAGUAUUCUCUCAAAUGCUUGGGUUAAGAGGCAGGUUUUAAUCUGGCACCGAAAGGAUGUAAGUGUUGGAGAGUGCAUUUCAUAGAGCGAAGGGCAUCAGAUGAUGAUAGUAGGGACUGGAUACAUCCAAGUCUAAUGACACAUUCCCUUAGAUAAUGGGAUCCUGGGCUGAAUAGAGUUUUGCAGGUUGAAAGUUGCACUUUGAAGUGGAAUCAGAAACAUAUGUGCAGCCUCCUAUAUAUGGUUUAGACUAGGUACGGACUUUGGUCUUUCAAAUUUAAGCAGCGCCUUGUGCAAGGCCAAAAAUGGCCCCCGCCUUCCGUUCUGCUCAGUUCACUAGAUCAUAGUUGUACUGCCCUGCUUUGUCACCAGGGCUCGGUACCCAGUGAGGCAGAAAUGGUCACACUGCCCUAAAUCCACCUCAAACAGUGCAGUCCUAUGUACAAAGAUCAUUGGGUCUUACUCCUAGGUAAGUAUAGAUAAAGAAAUGUAGCCUAGGUAUAUGUUAAAUCAGAAGUGAGUUUGAAUGGGUGCUUCAUUAUUUUAAAGAUAUUUGUGUUUUUAGUUAACAUAUGGAUGGUGUGGUCAUCCUUCGCACAGCUCUUGUAAAUCUUUACAUUCAUUUCUAUAGGAGACAUUGCAACAAUUGAUUAUGAUGCCUUUGCCAAACAUCUUGAUAAUUGGCAAAAAUCCCUUUUCAGGUAAGUAGUAUAUUCAGUUUAAAGCAGACAUUCAGUGUUAAGUUUAUUAUUAAAUAUUUAGAACUCAACAUUUGCAUCAAAUUUUCAGGUGUUCAAAGGGGUUCCCAUUCAUUAUCAUAUUUAUGAUAACCCUGUAAGAUAAAUCAGUAUUAACAUAGGGGGAGACUAAGGAUGAAAGGCAGUAGCUUGCUUAAGACUGUCUCGUGAUCUCAUAACAGACAAGUUUAGAACUGAGAAUUUCCUGAUUCUUGACUUUGCUUACAAGGGAUUGCAUUACCAUCCCAUGCCCUAAAGGUCUUCAUCAAACUCAUAGUGGCAGUGGUAGCACACUUCUGCAUGGAAGAGAUCCAUCCACAUGUAUCUUUACCUGGAUGACCUGUACAAAGAGCCCUUCAACACAUAAAAUCAAACUAGCCACCCUAAGUGAUCAUGGGUUCCUAGUGAAAAGGGUACUUAUUCUUUUCAGGAAGGGUAUAGCACCUAGGAGUGCUAGUCCUAGCCAAAAAGUAAUAAAUGGUGUUGGUAGUGUACAAAUGAUUAUCUAAAGAUGUACACAGUGUGCUGUUUUUCUAAUAUUUUCAGAACAGGGCACUGAAGAAGUAAAAAAGCUGCUUCUACUCCUCCUUGGAUGUGCAGUUCAGGUGAGCUCUCAAUUAUACAACUGCUCAUGAUAUUCACUUAAAGGUAGCAAGCUGCUUUAUACCGAGUCAGAGUACUGGUUGAACCAAACUGGCAGAGGUUCUCUAGAGUGUUCAGACAGAAAUCUUCUCCAUUCCUACUGGAUAUAUGACAGCAAUUGAAACUGGGACCUUCUGCAUGCAGAGAGAGGGGGAAAUGCUGUUGUGCCCAGGUCCUGUAGUUUAACCAAGAAUGGAAGCAAAAGCUUUUGAAUUCCUCCAACCACAUGGAGGAAGGAAAAGAGGGAAGUGUGUGAAUCUAGGAGGAGGCUAGACUUGUUCACAUAGUUUAGUAUGAUGUCUGAAUGUAACUGUUGUGUCUAGGUACUCAGUUAUUGUUAAUGAGACCUUUAGAUAUUUCAGUAUGCCUAACAGAUAAAAUUUUAGGUCUUCUUGAGCUAUUAUGUUUAGCCAAUUGUAAUGUUAAUUUUGGUUAAUAUCUGUGUUUUAGUGUCAGAAGAAAGAAGAAUUCAUUGAAAGAAUCCAAAGUUUAGACUUUGAUAUAAGAGCUGCUGUUGCUGCCCAUAUACAAGAGGUAUUAUCUGGUUUUCUACUAUUAAAAUCUUAUCUAUAUAUGGAUUUUGGAGGCAGCCUUCCAUCUUGAUUAUUUUUUAUUCAGAAGAAUAUAAAUUAUAGUUACUACAGAUUAUGACGCCAAUAUGCUACACAGAACACACUGUAAAUCUCUAAAAUUAGAAAAAAUACAUUUAAAAUGUUUCUGAAACAAGUCUUUCUCAUCUUUUAAUACUAAGUGCCUACCCAGGUAACAACUUUAAUCACAAUGAAUGAAUGCAAGACAUGGCAUUUCAGUAAUUAUAGGGAAGGGAGAUUCAAACCAACUGAUGAAUUUGAGAGUUUAUCUGUAUUGUGAUUUAAAAAAGAGUGUGAACAAGGGUGUGCACAAGAUAAGAGCAAAAAAGUCUUGGGAGAAGAAGUUCAUGAGUCAAUUUUAGUUUCAACUUUAAAAAGCCAUAAAGGUGGUAUGCUAGAAAGGUGUUGUUGUUUAGUCGUUUAGUCGUGUCCGACUCUUCGUGACCCCAUGGACCAGAGCACGCCAGGCACUCCUGUCUUCCACUGCCUCCCGCAGUUUGGUCAGACUCAUGUUUGUAGCUUCGAGAACACUGUCCAACCAUCUCGUCCUCUGUCGUCCCCUUCUCCUUGUGCCCUCCAUCUUUCCCAACAUCAGGGUCCUUUCCAGGGAGUCUUCUCUUCUCAUGAGGUGGCCAAAGUAUUGGAGCCUCAGCUUCACAAUCUGUCCUUCCAGUGAGCACUCAGGGCUGAUUUCCUUAAGAAUGGAUGCGUGACUGCUAAGAGUAUUCAGAUAUGGUUUAAAGAGAUGGUAUUGUUGUUGGUACCUGUAUUUGUAUUAACUACCACUAGUCCUUAAUAGCAGUUGAGGAAUUUUUCAUUUUAAAAAUAAAAUGGAGUAGAUUUUUUUCAUUUGAUUUAUAGACGGCUUAAUAUUUAAAAAAUCUCUAAGUGGUUUACAGUAAUUUUACUUCUAAACAGAGAUGGUUUUAAUGUGCUAAAUAAAAUUAUUUAAAAAUAAGAUACGCUGCCAAGGCUGUAAUCAAUAUCUUCAUUCUUGAAGGAUGAGGCAAGUGAAACUAUUCCCAACUCACUGGAUUUUUUUAGGAUUAAGUGAUACGGAUGUCAGAAUGUUCCUUAAAAUGUAUUUAAGGUUAUGAAUCUUUGUUUCUUAAAGCUGACGUGGACUUCAAAUCUUUUGCUCCACAUUAGGUUACAGUCUAUUAGCACAUCUUUUCAUAGUCUUAUCACUGAAACAGCACAGUUUUCACUUUAUUGUUAUUUAUCAUAUGCAGGUAACUCAUAAUCAGGAAAACGUGUUUGAUCUCCAGUGGAUGGAUGACAGUGCUCUGUCACAUGACUGUAUUGAGUCUCUCCUAAAAAAUAUGGCAUUGCAUUUAAAAAGGCUUAUAGAUGAGCGAGAUGAGCAUUCUGAGGUAUGUGUCAUACUAGUUUUCCCCUUCUGCUAAUGGAUUUUUAGUUAUUAAAGAAGUGUGUUAAUUAGAAAAAAAGCCUGGGAGUAUAACUGCUCAACUAUUUGCAAAUACUGAAAUUUGAUAGAUUUGUAUAUUUUGUUGAUGUGUAGGUACACGUGGCCCCUUUCAGUGGUUAUGUUUUUAAUAUUACACUUCUUUAAAAACAACAGCCAGCUUUUGCCUUAGUGCUGAAAAUAGCUGGCAGCUAAAAGCAAUAAUUGACCUGUUUGCACAUCACAUUAAACCAUAGCUUAAAACAAACUAUGGCUUUAAGUGAAUGAACAGAGUGCUGAUGCACUCCUCAGAAGUUCACGUAGCACUCUUCCCCUGCUCUUACUGCUGCCAUUAGAAUACAGAAAUAUGAUUUUUAAUUGUCUUCUCAGUUCUCUAAACUGAGUGGUAUUGGCAGAUGAGCAUCUUGGCCUUGAAAAAUAUGGGUUAAAUUCACACACACCUACUUAUGGAGUCAGAGGCAAGAAUAUUGAAAAUCAGUUAUCUAGUGUCAUGGACUGGCUCGAUGCAGAGGAGUAGUGGGAGCACCAGCUGGGGAACUCCUUAAGGAACCCCCAGGGAAGAAGGCUCGGGUCCAGGGGAUUGGCGGUGGGACGAUGAUGAUUGGUCAGAGGGAGGAGGAGCAGACUGGGAGGAGGAGGUCUUAGCAGCAGGAGAGGUGACAGGGUUUAGUGAACAGGAGGAAUCUGUGGCAGAGAGCAGAGGGUGGCCAAGAGGCAGAGUGGAGACAAGCUGCUGAAGAAUCCAGGGAGUCUCCCCCUCCUGCUGCAUCUAACUGCUCUCCUUGAACUCACAGAGAAAUGAAACAGGCAGAACAGAGAGUGGGUGUGUGCAGGCACAGCCUGAGCUUGCAUGGGAAAGACACUGGGGAGGAGGAGUCCUAGUGGACACUGGGAAGGCGGGGACCUUCAGUCCUUGCAACUGCUUCAUUGGGGCAAGACCUAGAAAGAGUUACUGAGACCAGUAGGCGUGAGCUGUAGUUUGUUUCCUUAAAUAAAAAUUUAACUGCCCUGGCCUCGGGUGACCCCCCCCCCCCAUUGCUGACCUAUACCUAGCUCCUGCCCUGACAUGCUUAUGUGGUAAUCAAAGAUUUCAUGUUGUAUCUUAGACUAUCAUAGAACUCUCUGAAGAACGAGACUCUCUUCAUUUUCUACCUCAUGCAUCAGCAGCACAAUCACCUUGUGGAUCUCCAGGCAUGAAGCGCACUGAAAGUAGGCAGCACUUAUCAGUGGAACUAGCAGAUGCCAAAGCAAAGAUCAGAAGGCUUAGACAAGAGCUGUAAGUACACUGUGAAGAGUGCUAGGCGGUAAUGAGAAACUGUGGACCCUUGGGGAAGUAGUGUAGAAAUAGCCUUUUUUAGCUUGAAGUUUUAUAUUAAUAUCUGUAUUAUAUAUGCUGCUGUAGUUGUGUAUCAGACUUGUAUGGUUAUAUGUGGUUAGUUAACAGUUCAUGCCUAUUUUCAGUUCAUAUAGUUGGUAAGAUGGAAAAUAAUGCUUAAAGUAUCUUACAUUCUUAUAAGCACUUCCAAAUUCACAUUCUGUCUUAUCUCAGUUACAAUACUCCUAGGGUCAGGGUAUUUGAGUUGAACUUUCAAGUAAACAAGUGUAGAUUUUGAAUGAUAAGUCACUUGGUGACUUCAAUAUGACUUCCAGUUAUAUGAAUGUAAAACUGCAGCAUAAUUCUGUUGUGCUUACGCAGAGAAAUAUAAGCAUUUUUGCAAUUUGGCUCCUCUCUUUUCCAAUGGUGUAUUGGUGGUUUUGCAGGAAUGAAUUUCUGGAUGAGUUCAGUAUUUUUAUAAAAAGAUACGCAAGCACUUUGCACACAUAUUCAGGCUUGCAAUCAUUUUUCUUUUCUGAAGGUCAGUAUCAAAAGUUCCUCAGUCUUUUGGUGAUGGCUUGUGAAGUAUAGGCUUUUCUGCAUAGAUUCAGGGAAAGCAUUGGAACCUGAGUUUGUUGCAGGAUGUGGUCCCUAUGUUUAUUUAUCCCUGUUGUGUUGUCUUUUGUUGUGGGUAAAUAACUGUUUUAGAUUAAGGGAGUAUCUCAAAGCCAAGGACAUGUUUACUGCUCAAAGGUCGUAGAAUUGUAGAAUCUUAGAGUUGGAAGGGACCCAAAGGGUCAUCUAGUCCAACCCCCUGUGAAGGGGGAGAGGACAGGUUACCCCACCUAGGUCCGUGUAGUCACCCCCCCCCCCAACCAAGCCUCAAGACCUUUUGAGAGAUUUUGGACUGUAGAGAUUAUUGGACCUUUGGAGUUAUGCUAAAUGGCUACUAAUUUAACAACCGUAUCCCAAAAGAUUAAGAGUAAAUGUUACUUGACAAAUUUGUAAGAAGUUGUUGUUGGUGGUGUUUUUAAGUUGGUAUUUGGUCUGUUCUGUCAUGCCCCUUCCUGUUCCAUAGGGGAAGAAUUUGACAAUCCUGGCCUUAAAACAUUUCUUGAAUAUAAGAAUCUGAGACUGCUCUGAACUGGAGCUCAGUUUUAAAAAAAUUACCUAAAGGGGUGGUAGUUGGAGGCAGAAAAUGUCUAUGAACAGUGGUUAUAGAGGAACAAUAACUUAGGGCAGUACAGCUCUGGUACUUUUGUCACAGCAGGAUGACAGCACCAUCCUUGCCAUGGUUGUUUUAUGGUUGACAGCUGAUCCUAAUAAAUUAGUUAUUCUACUGUCUCUGCUGCUUUUGGGGAUUUGUAAUGAAGUGACAAAGCCGCCUGCACUUCUAGAUUCUCCUUGGAGGUGUGACUGUGGACUUUUUGGUUUAUGGCUAAUGAAGGCUGUUAUGAAGAGUGCCUACACUUUAAAAUUUACCCCAUCCCACUGACUUUGAAAUCUACUGCCAGAAGCCACUAUCUAAGUCUAUUAUACCAAAUUCUAGGUAUUUCUGCCAACCUUUAUCAGCUAGGAUUUUCAAGGGUCUAACUUGGAACUAGUCACCUCCUUUCUUCCAGACAUUGAAUAUUUAUUGGUGACUGACAAUGAAGUAAGCCUUCUAAGUAAGAUUAAACUUUGGAUAUUAUACACUCAAUUCUGAGUCUGCAAACAAAUCGGUUUUGUGUCAGUUUUCCUAAGUAAAGGAUUUAUUUGCAAAAUAUGUGGCAAAUGCACGAUAGCUGGCAGAAGGUGACAGCCCCUGGUGGGGUCAGCUUAGGUUAAUGAAGUUGUUUUGCACUCAGCAACAGUUGUACUGGAUGGCUAUACAUUUGUUUGCCAUUACCAUGCCACAAUAGUCUUUUAAAAUAACCUUAUUUUUGUUUUUUAAAAAUCCAUAAAAACAAGUGUUAUCAUCACAUCCCUCAAAUCAGGGUGUUGUGUUAGAAGAAAUUUCUGCUUAUUCUAUCAGCUUUAACCUAAGUUGCCCAACAGCUGUUCUAUAAUUGUCUGGCCUUCUAUUUAAUUUUCUGAUGUGUGCCAUAUGGUGCUGGGAACUUUGCCAUUUGAAUAAUGGGAGGGUGUGCCUUUAUGCCAGUGCCUGAGGUCAGCUCGAUGACACCCCACUCAACUGGGCUAUUAACAGUGUGUCCCCUUUGAGAGGUAUGCCUUCUGAGCUUUCUGGAAUCCAGCCACAUGCAUGUGUGUUCACUUGCUUUGUCUCAUACACUGGGCUGCUUGACAACUAUGAUGCUGCUCCCAAAUGAUAAAGUCCUAUCCUGCCAUUCAUUGAACAGGUUAUAGCAUCAAGACAAUAGCACUCAAAUCUGAGAGUUAGUGUUGAAUUGUCAUUGUAGGAACUGCAGACCAGUGUUUUGAAUCAUAGCCCAGCCAUGAACUCUGUGAGUGGCCUUAAUAGACCCAUAUAAAAUCUCAGUUAUUCAUCCCCAUAAUUGUGUGCGAGAAGUGAUUCAAACACACUAUAAAUUGCAAGGUUUAUUAUUACCUGUUACCAAGACUAAUUCAACCAUCUUAGAGUUUUGUUAUGGAACAGAGUUGCAAAGAUACUAGCAAAAGCUCAAUGCAUACUGGGCAACCAUUUAGAGACUGAAUGACUAAGAAAACAGGGUAAUCCAGGGUAGAACUUCUUUCCCAACUGCCCGUCAAAAGUUGAUUGUAUAUCAAGUACCCAUCUGAAACAGUUGUGAGCACAUGAUGUUGCUCAGAUUCCAUCCAAUUAUAUUAAUAACUUUAGUGACUUCACUUUGGUUGAUGUGUGUUUCAUCACUGAUUUUGCACUGGACUGCAGCAGUGAUAGUCUGGGUGAGUUCCAGUGGUUUUCAUCAAAUAAUACAAUAGAGGACAAACAUAAUAUUGGGACAUUUACAGGAUAGCCUAUACCUGCUAAGUAUACUAAGAACGAUGUAAUUCUUACAAAAGAGUUUUGACUAUACAGUGGUACCUUGCAAGACGAAUGCCUCGCAAGACAAAAAACUCGCUAGACGAAAGGGUUUUUUGUUUUUUGAGCUGCUUCGCAAGACGAUUUUCGCUAUGGGCUUGCUUCGCAAGACGGAAACGUCUUGCAAGUUUGUUUCCUUUUCUUAACACCGUUAAUACAGUUGCGACUUGACUUCGAGGAGCAACUCAUAGAACGCGGUGUGGUAGCCUUUUUUGAGGUUUUUAAAGACUUUGGUGAUUUUUGAAGCUUUUCCAAAACUUUCCCGACACCGUGCUUCACAAGACGAAAAAAUCGCAAGACAACAAAACUCGCGGAACGAAUUAAUUCGUCUUGCGAGGCACCACUGUAUCUUCUAAAACUGACAGAGUUAAUUGUUAUCUCACUUCAACUCUCUCUCCGCCCCACAAGCAUACACAAAGUAAUAUAUUUUAGUCAUCAUGAGCACUGGAAUAUAAGAGAAACAGAUCUCAUUUUCUGAUGUGUGGAUUAUUACAUGUCUGUUGAAGUGAGCUUACUCAAGAUAUUCUGUAAACAGCUGCACUAGGAAAAUUAAUGCAAAUUGCUGUUAUUAAUUUGACUGGCAGUUAAUAGACUAAACAGUGCACACUGCUGCAUUCUGUAUAAUUAAAAACAAAUCAUUUUAUACUGUAGUUGAAGCACACAAUUGGAAGUAUAGACAUCACUGAGAACAUGUUACCACGUUUGCAGUGUGUUGGAUUUAUUUACAAAUAAAGUUACAAAUAAAAUGCUAAAUUUAUUGAUUAAGUUGUUUUUAGUAGUUAGUACUACUGUACCCUGUAAAUUACAUUCCACUUAAAAUUGCAUAUACAACAAGAAACUGAUAUGCAGCAGUACCUUGGGUUACAGACGCUUCAGGUUACAGAUUCCACUAACCCAGAAAUAGUACCUCGGGUUAAGAACUUUGCUUCAGGAUGAGACCAGAAAUCGUGCGGUAGUGGCAGGAGGCCUCAUUAGCUAAAGUGGUACCUCAGGUUAAGAACGGUUUCAGGUUAAGAACGGACCUCCAGAACCCAAAGUGUUUGUAACCCAAGGUGUUUGUAACCCGAGGUACCACUGUACUUAUCUUAGGAAACUGCCUUAUAUCAAGUCAGAAUGUUGACCCCUCAAGUCAGCGUACUCUGACUAGCAGUGUCUCUAAGGUUUCAGGCAGGAAACAAUUCCAGCCUACCUGGAGAUGCCUGGGAUUGAACAUAGAUAUAACCUUCUGAUCUAUGUCCCUUCCUCUCAGAGUUCAUGUUCUGGUUCCGUUUACAGCUUUCUCUACUAACUGCAGUAUUGUUUGCCGGUAUUUUCACAUCUUUGUCUCUCUUGCAUUUUUCAUAUCUCAGUCACAGCUCUUUUAAACUCAUAAAUAUAUUAUUUCAACUCCCCGUCCCAUCCAUUCAGAAUGCGAGUAGAGUCCUGAAUAAGUUUUUCGUCUCCAAUAGUUCCCAACACCAUAUGGCACACAUCUGUUCCCCCCUAAAAUGUGUAACACUCAGUUUCCUCAAGUUCCUAUACUGAACAUUUGACCAUUCUGGUCAGCACAGCCUAUUUAAUAAAAGAGAGCAGUGCUUGUAUAACAAACAACAUAACAUACGAUGGAACCUUCUCCCUAUUGCAUUAAUUGAAAAGUCUUUUCUGCAGGAUUGUGAACUGUAGUAUUUGGUGAGGAUUGCCAAAAAUGGUGCAAAGACACCUUGGGCAAGCUGUCUCUGCCACAUUUUUGGCGAUUCUCUUCUCUUGCUGCAGCUUCCUAUUCCAGGAUUUUCCUGAGGGUUCCCUGAUUACAAUCCCAAUGCCUUUUAUUGUGGUCUAGUUGAUGACUGAAGGGUCUUACAGUGCUUCGGCGAUAAAUGUUUCAUAAAAAAACACCGCGUGUAUGGAGAUUUAAGGAGCAAUUACUAUAAAAACAUUUUUGUGUGUAUCCUUGCAAAUUAUUUUCCUCAAACUUAACCCUAUGUACACAGAAUCUUUUAUAUAAUGUCAGAUUUAGACUGUGAUUUUCUAAUAUUGAAUAAUUUGGAUAUCUUUUCUUCAUUUUUAUGAAGCUUGAAGUAAAUUUCCUUUGGGCAUGUAAAAAUUCAUAAUAAACUUGGAUUCUUUGUUGUAUGUAUAAGGAUAGGAAGAGAACAUUUAUUUACACAUCCUUGCAGAAGUAGAUCGGAGGAUAAUAAUUGACAUUUUGAGCAUUAGACAUUGAAAAUAAAGCAUAUAUGAUGUGACUGUUGACUAGGGUUUGCCUGCUUUUUAAUGAACUUUUGUAGUCCUGCUUUUUAGCAGUAGUUCAAGCUUAAGGAAUUGGCAGGUGAAACUUUCCUGUUUGAAAAGUAGGCAAUCUGAUCCAUUUGAUAUUUUAUUUAAGCUAGUAGGCUUUAUACAAUUCUUUAAAACCAAACACAGAGCUAAUAUCCCUUAUUGCAGUGGUUCCCACUUGGUGAUCCACAGACCCCAGGGGGUCAUAGAAUCAUAGACCAUGGCCCAUUCCAGUCAACUGGGGAGGGGGGCUACUGGGUUGCUUUUUUUAUUUUGAUUAUGUAUUUUGUGGUUUUAUAUUUUGAUUUUAAUCUGUGAACUGCCUUGAGACCUCCAGGUAUAGGACGGUAUAUACAUUCAAUAGAUUUUUUUAAAAAUUUACACACAAACACACUGUCCAAGCAUCCCAUUUCACAGUGCCCAAAACCACAUGAGAUCGCAGGGCUCCAAAACACACAUUUUUGGGCGCUGUGCUCUCUCGCAGGAGUGCAGCCCAGAAGAUGCGCACCAUAGUUCUGCGCAGGGACACAUUGGAGGGUAUGGUGGUACCAUUCACAUAACAAAAACUACCACAGAGAUAUCAACAUUUUCAAAAGCAGGGGAUCCUAGUUAAUUGGGAACCACUGUCUUACUUGAUAUGCUGUUAACUUUUGAAGAAAUCUGUGAUCCCCAGGUAAAGAGCAAGCCUGUGUUCAUGAGAAAGAUGUUAGAUAAAUUGUACUCACUAAGCAUCAAGUUAAAAAAUGCAUGUGAUGUGUUGGUGGGGUUGGGGGGAAGUGUCUUAGAGUGCAGAGAGUUAAGCACACUCCCAGCUCUUCCUGGUUCAUGGUUGAUGAAUCCAGAAGUUGGGCUUUUUUGCAAGACAAACAAAAAGCACCCUUCAGGCAUCUGAAGUAUAAAUUCUGGUGUGAACUAUGAAGGGGAAGUCUAUUCAUUUUGUUCUGUCCCUUUCUUCUUUAGUUCCUGUUUUUAAUUAAAUAAUUUUAUUUUUAGUGAGGAGAAGACUGAACAGUUACUGGAUUGUAAGCAAGAACUGGAACAAAUUGAAGCUGAAUUGAAAAGACUGCAACAAGAGGUUUGGAAAUUAAAGAUAACUUCUCAGGCCAUUGUGCUUAGAUUAAGUAUAGUUUAUCAGUUUAAUUAAUUACAUGUGUUGUCAUGCUCCAAGCUAGGACCCUGAAUUAAAUAGGUUUUUGUGCUAAGGAGCUCUGGGUUCUGCCUCAAGUCCAUAUUUUGGUUUUUUUGGAUGUGGUAUUUUCCUGUUCUACUUGAGGUUCAUUCAAAUGUUUGGCCAAUAUGAUAUUAUUAUUAUAUGAAACCUGUGUUGAAAAGUGUUUUCAAAAACAUGGAAGAAUAAAACUGACAUGUAGAAAAAACAAUUGGCAUUACUUUUAUAAUGAGUUGUUAUUGAUUUCAUCAGGUUUUAAUGACAAGUCAUCAAACAUAACUUGAUUCCUACAGUUUAAUUGAGUUUAAAGCAAGCAGAGCAUGUUUGUGAAACUGGUCAUUGGACAACUCAGUCUCCUCAAGGGAAUAAUUCCUUUGAAGAGGAACAUUACAGCAUUGAAAUUGCCUCAACACUUUUAUAUACAUAUAAGAAAUAACACAGUUAUCCUGGGAUUAAGAUAAUUAUUUGAUUACCACCUUUUCUGUAAAACUAGCAAUCGUGUUACAGUAAUUGUUUCAAAAUUUCAGUGAGAAGGCGAAUUUCCAGCUAAAUAAUGAGAUUAAUAAUAUAUCGGGGCUUCAGUUUUCUCCACAAUUACUUUGAAGCAAACCUCAUUGAAGUCAUGCUUAUUUCCAUGUAAACGCGCAUAGGAUUGAAUUGCAUGCAGCGCAUGCAGAUUUCGUACAUGGAUCUGAAUGCAUUUUGUGUUUUGCUUCUCAUUGCCUUUAGUAUUUUGAAUAGCUUAGUGUCUUUCUCCAAGCUUUAACUUUGCCAUCUUGCAUGAAAACUCAGUGUUGCUCACUGCAGAUCUGUAAUGUCAAUGUUUUCUUCUACAAAAUAAUUAAUAAUUAAAUAUGUUUGUUUCGUUUGCUAGAAUAUGAAUUUGCUUUCAGAUGCCCGUUCUGCCAGGGUGUACCGUGAUGAACUUGAUGCUCUCAGAGAGAAGGCAAUCAGGGUUGACAAGCUUGAAAGCGAAGUCAGUCGGUAUAAGGAGAGGCUACAUGAUAUUGAAUUCUACAAGGCUAGAGUAGAGGUGACUUGAAAUUCAAACAUUAAAAAUUAAAGUUUUAUUCAUUAGUAGCUUCUGAAUCUGGUUGUUUUGAAGUCCUGAUUUUCAUGUAAUGGAAAGCUAUGAUUAACUGCAACUUCCUAGUUUCUUUCCCUGCUUGUGUGAUUUGGGAGCAAAGUGGUUUCAUACGAGGGGUUGUAUGCAAGCACACAAAACCUGUCCACGUCAGUCGCUUAAUCCUACCCUUCUGUACUGGAGGUUUAUUUGUUUGUUUUUACUGUUAGGGAUUUUGGUGUUUGGAUUUAUUUAUUUUUAAGAUUUUUAUUACAAUUUUUAAUAAUACAAUAAAAUAUAGAAAACUAAUGUAGAUAAAAAUCAAAAACAGGGUCAGGAGCAAGUAAGCCAUAAAUCAUAUGAUGUAAGUGAAGUUAACUCUUUACUAGAAAAACAGGAUCUGCUCAGGAGUGUCAGGCCUAAAUGCGCACAACAACUCUUUGGUAGAUCUUGCCCCUAUGAGGCAAUUGUGGAGACUGAAGGUCCCCGCCUUCCCACGGCUGCCUAAGCCUCCUCCUCUCCCCAGGUCCUUCCUAAGCAUCUGAGACUACGCCAACGUGCCUAUCUGUGCUCCUUCUGCUUCAUACCUCUCCUGGACCUGGAAGACCAGGAGGGUGGGGAGUCUGUUGCAGCAAGGCAGAGAGAAACCAUUGCUUUUUCACUGGCUGACUUGUCUCUGCCUCUUGGCCCUCCUUUCCUGCUUCUGCCUCUGAAUCUGAUUCUGGACUUCUCUCCUUCACAGACUCAGCCUGCUCACUAAAGCCUGUUACCUCUUGAACUCCCAACACCUCCUCUUCCCAGGUUUCUCCUUUUGACUUCCCACCACCACCAUGUAUUCCCACCACCAAUCCCUGGACUCUAAGCCUCCUUCCCUCAGGGGUUCCCCAGUCGGUGCCUCCCACCAUUCCUCUGCGUCCAGCUAGUCCAUGACAUACAGCUACAAAAAGUACAUAUAGAAUUGGAGUCUUCUCUUAAAGAUAGUUGUUGACUUUUACUAUCCAUAGAAUGGAGUAUCUCCUCCCGGCUCUCACCUAGGAUCUUUCCUUUCUCCUCCCAGCCUCUCACUCUAGGAGACAACAUACCCAGGGUCUCUCCAUCAAUCAUCUACCAUCCCCAUGAGUGUACAAUCCCUGGACCCUAAUAAUGCCUCAAGCAGAGGACUUGGUGUUUGAAUUUAGAAUCUGCUUCUGUGACUUCCAAAGUGGAUUCUGAAUAUUAAUACAAUUUUAGCUCAGGGGUCAGAAUGAUGUAGCUGUAACUGUCAGGAGGUCCUACACACGAGUAGGAGUCCAGCAGAGACACAUGCCCGACUGGCAUGUUCUCUCUCUCCUGGUCAUUCAUUCAGGAGAUUCAAAAGCUUUCUCCAACCCGAACAUCACAGCGACUGAUGCCAAGAGGCAUCAGCACACUUCAGGAUCAGCAGAGUAUAGGCAGUCAGCGUUCAGACUCAGUUGCGCAGCUUUUUGGCUAAACUACAUUUAUUUACAUAUACACACUCGGAGCAUCGUAACUCAGCGCUUUCCUCUUCAGCAUCAGACAGCAAAGAGAGAGGACAAAGGACAAAAAUCCUACAUCACGGAAACACAAUAAUAAAAACAUCCUGUCUCCAUCACUUCCCAAAAUGUGGAAUGAAAACAUACACCGUCAUGUGAUAAAAACAAUCCCAUGACUGCAACACUGGGAAUGAAUCCUAACAGUAACUUCAUCAAACUUUUGUGUGUGACACAACUCUGUUAAAAGCUUAAUUCAGCAAAUUAUCACUUUUGUUACGUUCAUGCCAUUUUUAUGUUCUUUGACGCAGUGAUCCUCAGCUUCAGUUUUCUUUCUGAUUAUUGUAGGAGCUAAAAGAAGAUAAUCAAGUACUGCUAGAAACAAAGACAAUGUUGGAAGAUCAGUUGGAGGGAACCCGAGCCCGUUCUGAUAAACUGCACGAACUGGAAAAGGAAAACUUACAGUUAAAGGCAAAACUUCAUGAUAUGGAAACGGUGAGCAUACAACAUGAGACAUCAGAUGUGUAGGUUUUAAAAACAGAAUUAUGCAGGAUUAAUUAUUAUAGGUGACAUCCAGUUAUAUUUGCCUAUUUGCUUAGUGGGACUUCCUACCUGUGUGUUCCAGAUCUGCUCUGGAGAGUCCCCUAACUCUGGACUCCUGCUGCAUGAGCAAAAGCCUGCUCACGUGACAUUAAAUGUCACUCUAUGAAUCUGCUAAGGCAUGGUUUGUUAACAAACACAGAAUGUUGGCUUUAUAUUGAAUCAGGCAGUUGGUUUAUCUAGCUUAGUACUCUCCAGAGUUUUGGACAAGAGGAUUUCCAGCCCGGAGAUUUCAGGGAUUGAAACUAGGGCCUUUUGUAUGCAAAGUAUGUGCUCUUCCACUUAAAUAUCGCCCUUCUACUAACAUCAUCUUUACUAAAAACAAGUUAAAAAGUUAUUUAUGAUACUAUGUUGUGCUUGAAAUUUUUUUUGAAAACAACAACCGGUUUUAUUUAUUUUUAUUAUUUGCUUGCUUGCUUGCUUUUUUCUUAAGAAACAAGGGUGUUUGAUGUACAGUGGUGCCCCGCAAGACGAAUGCCUCGCAAGACGGAAAACCCGCUAGACGAAAGGGUUUUCCGUUUUGGAGGUGCUUCGCAAAACGAAUUUUCUAUGUGCUUGCUUCGCAAGACGAAAAUGUCUUGCGAGUUCCUGCGGGGUUUUUUUCCUUUCCCCCCCCUUUUUCCCAAGCCGCUAAACCGCUUAUCAGCUGAUGGCUAAGCCGCUUAUCAGCUGAUCGUUAAGCCGCUUAUCAGCUGAUCGUUAAGCCGCUUAUCAGCUGAUCGUUAAGCCGCUUAUCAGCUGAUCGUUAAGCCGCUUAUCAGCUGAUCCACUAAGCCCGCUAAGCCGCUAAUACUGUAGCACUAAUCCGCUAAUGGGCUUGCUUCGCAAGACGAAAAAACCCGCAAGACGAAGAGACUCGCGGAACGGAUUCUUUUCGUCUUGCGAGGCACCACUGUAGCAUGAUUUUGGUAACACACUGUAUUGAUAUAACAUUCAUUAAAAAAAUUAAUGGUUGAUUUUUAAAAAUUAUGUUUUCAAGGAUAGGAUUGCAUAGCAUCAUAAUCUUUAACAUCUGAUAAUACGAUUGUAUAUACAGGGGUCAACCAUUUUAGAUGCGUCCAAUUGACAUGUGAUUGCCAACACACAGGUCCUUUUGUAUCUGAAAGAGGGCAUGCUCUACUGGCAUAAGUUUAAAUAGGUCUUUUUUCCACUGCUAACACUAGAUCAAGAUCCUUUAACAUAAAAAGAUUAAGUCAGUAGCAUUGUGCAAAAUUUUUGUUACUGAAAUAGGUUGGUGCACUUUGAGAAGAACUUUUAAAGAGUUUUUUCCCCAUGUAAACAAUGUUUAAGGAACGUGAUAUGGACCGGAAGAAAAUUGAGGAACUUAUGGAGGAAAAUAUGACACUUGAAAUGGCUCAGAAGCAAAGUAUGGAUGAAUCACUGCAUUUGGGCUGGGAACUUGAACAAAUAAACAGAUCAUCUGAACUUUCUGAAGGUAGAUGAAGAUUUAAUUCUGCAUUUUCUUAUUUUCUUCUGUUUAUAUGGGAAAUAGGCAACUGAACAUUGCGAAUAUUCCACAUGCUGUAAACAGAUAUCCUGUAAACAGUUCUCCUUGGAUGGGCCCAAAGAUGUAGCCAUGUGAACAGAGUAAUAUGGCUCAACAAUAGGUGAACCAUAAGUGUAGUUUGGUGAGUGUUUGGGCUGGGUUAGCUAAACAUUUAAUAGUUUAAGGGAGGUUGCUGGUUGGAUUCACAUGUAACUCCAAGCCAGAGUUAAAACACACAAAAGUUUGUAAGCCAGCAACACACCAUUAUGUCACAUCAUGUUUUGUUGACAGUAGACAAAUGAUCAUUAAAUUAUUGCUUAGUCUUAUGGGAGAACUAUUAUAUCUUCAGUGGUAUGUGGCAGGAGCACGAUCAAAUAGGGAGUGGUGUGGUUCGCUUCAACAUGAUUCCAAGGGUGCAGUGUCAAUUGCAUAUAAGAAAUAUCUACAGAUAAUGGAUGGGAAACUUAAGUCAUUUCCAUUUUUUGAAAACAAACCCACAGCACCACGAAAGUCACUUGGUCAUGAAGUGAAUGAACUGACUUCAAGUAGGUUACUGAAACUAGAAAUGGAAAACCAAAGUUUGCUAAAGACGGUGGAAGAGUUGCAAAAUGCAGUGGGAUCUGCAGAAGGCAGCAGUUCAAAAAUGCUGAAAAUGGAAAAGGAAAACCAAAGACUAAGUAAAAAGGUACCAUUUUUAUUGUGUUUUUAAAAUAGGAAGAAGGUAAAUCCUAGCAAAUAAUUCAAAAAUGGAGAUUCUAAAAACAUCUUAGACUGUUAAAAGUUUCUGUAAGCUUUCUAUCAUGAACUUCAUUGUAGGUUCCCUGUCCUAAGUCUUGUUCCAAAUAAAUGUUUCUGAAAUAUACUCGGAGUCGAGAGUUGAUUUCAUGCUCUUUAUUCAGCUCAUAGCGGUGAGGAGGAAUGGAAGUUCCCCCAGAAUGUCUGCCUUAUAUACAUUAUUUACACAAUGGGCCCCACGUGAUUGGCUAAUUUCAGGAUUCUUCUGUAGGCCAAUCAGGUUGCAGAUUCCCUUCCACCUGGAGCUGGAUUGGGUGGCUCCUGUGGACCAAUCAGACUGCUGCAUUCUGAAUCCUAUUGUUGUAGGACCAGUCAGACUGCUGCCUUUUGGAUCCUGUUCAACUCAGUACAUAACAGUUUUGUUUAAUAUCAUCUGUGUAUGUUUAGCCAGAGGAUUUACUGAUUAGUUUGACAAACAUUUUCUGAAAUAAAGCAACUCUUAAUGGUUUGCUGUUUAUUUUUUUGUAUACAUUUUCAAAAUUAUAUAUAUUAAAUAUGUGGCCUAUUUAUUAGUCAGACCUUUUCUGCCCUGUUUCAUGUAACUUUUCUCAAAAUUGGAACAGGUCAGAAAAAAUAUGAAGAAACACAAUUGACAAAUGCCUUUUAAUACGUAAUAAAGAAAAUAUAAAUUCUGCUUUGUUCUAUGCCCAUCUUUUUAAAUUUUGUGGUGUUACACUACCUAGAAAUAUUUCAUCCGAGUAUAUUUUGCUGUAACUAUAUUAAUGUUUUGGUGGGUUACACACACUCUUAAGUUUCCCUUGGCAAACCAGGCUUCUAAACAGCAACCACUUUUGAAGGCACAGUUUGGAUUCAAAGCACACCUGCAAAUAGCAUAAAAGGGGCUGGUUAUCAGUGCUAAUCAGCAGAUCAGGAGCCUUCCAUUUUUUAUUAACUGCAGUUGCUUGUUUCAUCUAUACACAACAAAGAAUGAUUAAUCCUAACAAUGGUUUAGUUGAAACAAGCCAUCUUCAAUCCUUGAGUUAUCAAUCUGACUUGUUUCAACAAAUUGUAGUUAAGAUUAACCUACAGUAGAGCUGGGAUGUAACGCUAAACUCUGGCUAAUCAAAAAACAGAUGUGAAAGCUGCUGAUCUGCACUUCACAGCCACACUGGUGGAGGAGAAUGUUUUAGCCCAAGGCUUGCUGCAGUUUAUCUCUUCAAAAUAAUGAUUUAUUAUUAUAUUUAAAGUGUUUUUGAUUCUAAUACAAAUAACUGUUUUAAUCCGCAAGAUGUUCAAUGUAUUUUAACACUCUUUUACAAAAUGCAGUAUAAAUUCUUGUGCAGAACAAUAUUUUCAAUAGAAGCUACAUAAAUUUUCAGAAAUAAAGGUAUUGAAAAACCAGAUAUUCUGGACACUUCUGUAUGUUGUCCUUGGUCUUUAAUUUCUCUUAUAGGAAAAUUUCAUUUUGGGGGAUACGGGCUUAAGAAACAAAUAAUAGCUAAAAACUUUCGGCAUAUCUUAUACACUGUAAUGUGAAAUUUUAUCAAUUUUAUUUUGUUUUUCUCUCUCUAGCUGGAAGGACUUGAGAAGGAACUUUCUGAAGAGAAACAAGGUCUUCAGAAUAGUCAGAAUCUUAGCAAAGAUCUAAUGAAAGAGAAAGCCCAACUUGAAAAGACUAUUGAGACUCUAAGAGAAAACUCAGAGAGACAGGUAAAAUGACAAAGAUUUCCACUUGUCAACCAUAACUUUCUUUAGAUGGUCAAGACUGACAUUUUAAAAUAAUCGUAUAUGUUACAUUAUAGGAUAUGGUAAUCAUGGUCAAUUUUUCCUGCUACUGUUUCCAUGUUUUUUUCAAAUAUGUUAUUUGCCUUUUUCUAUUCCUCCACUUUGUCAGAAUGCCUUGUGGGUGGACUACGUCCAUGUUUUUUCCACUAGUAUCUAAGCAGGCAGAGAAGCUUCAUGCUUUAGUAAUCGUCUGUACUGCGUUUCUUUCAGUCCUAGUGUUUUCUAACAUUGCAAUCCUAACAAUGGAUUGUCUCCAAUGCUAAUCGUACUUGGAGUAGCUACAGUGACAUUAAUAAGCUCUUUUAAAUUAGGGUCCUUAAUUUCAGUGGCUCUAUUCUGAGCAAAACUUAGUUGGCUACAACCCUGUUUACCCCAAAGUUCUGUAUUUUUCCGUGUAUAAGACUAGGGUUUUUUUUUAAAACCAAAAAAUUAGGUUUCAAAUUGGGCUCAUCUUAUACACGGGUAGUGCUGAGGGGUGUUUUCUUAAUUUGGAGUCGCCCAAAAUAGGGGGCGUGUUAUACAUGGUGGCAUCUUAUACACGGGAAAAAUACGGUAAGUCUAGUUGAAUUCAUUGUGACUUACUGAGUUAAGUAGAAUUGGAAUUGUGAUUCAAGGAUCCAUCACCCGCUUUAGGAUAAGAAAGACACAUGGACACGGUAUAUAAGGUUAAUGGGCUAAAAAAGGCCACAACUUUAUUGAUUACAGCAUGUGAGAGGUAUUGGCUUAGGCAUUGGAUGAACCACAGCGAGUGACUCCACCCCCUCAGGGAGGGGUGAGUCUAUCAAGGGUUAACCAGUGGGAGGAGCCUGUUGAUGCAAAUACAACUGAAAGCUCCCCCUGAUGUUACCGGGGGUCGUGCCAUGGGGUAGCAGCACAAUGGACGGGAAUUGCUGCCGCUAAUGCAGCCGCGUUUGAGCGGCGAAACCCCACCCCCAAGCCUCCACCUGGUUGGUUGGCUGCCCGGGGGCAUGGCGCAGCAGCCGGGAUGGCUGGGCAGGGGCCAAAACGCCCCCUGCCAAGGCGGGAAACGGCUCCCGCUCACAGCUCCUCCCUUCUGCAAGGAGGAGAGGCUUUGCAGUUUAAGUGCUUAACUAAGCCCUUCCUCCUUGGCAAAACCUUUCCAAUUCCACUUUAGUUCUUUGGGUCAUACAACCAUUCAUAAUCCUGAGCUCAAAGAAGUCCAGGUACCAAAAUGUUAGCCUUCCAUCCUCAGUCAGUACUGUUAAAUGAAACCCCAUAUGUUGGUGUAACGGACAGAAUUCUUAAAGAAGAACCCUGUGAGAUUCUAGAGCAUCUUGCUCUCCUACGUCCCUGAAAUAGGAUGAGAUCUGGAUUUAAUAGGUUUGUAGGUGAGGCAGUUCUGUGAUUGCUUCACAGCAUACCUAAGACUUAACUUUAUUAUUCAAACUGGCUUAAUACUUUUGUGCUCUUUAAAUCUUGGAAUAUUUUUUGUAACUAAUUUUGUUAAUGUAAAAUAUUUUUAGCCUGAUUUAAACUUUCAUUUUAAUUACUUAGAUUAAAAUCCUGGAACAAGAGAAUGAGCAUUUGAAUCGAACAGUGGCUUCCCUCAGACAGCGUUCACAAAUCAGUGCUGAAGCAAGAGUGAAAGAUAUUGAAAAGGAAAAUAAAAUUCUCCAUGAAUCUAUUAAAGAGACAAGCAGUAAAUUAAAUAAGAUAGAAUUUGAAAAGAAGCAACUGAAGAAAGAGUUAGAACAUUAUAAAGAGAAGGGAGAAAGAGCAGAUGAACUGGAGAAAGAAGUUCAACAUCUUGAAAAAGAAAACGAACUAUUACAGAAAAAGAUUACCAACUUAAAGAUUACAUGUGAAAAAAUAGAUUCCUUAGAACAAGAGAACUCAAGUCUAGACACUGAAAACAGAAAGCUGAAAAAGACUCUAGAUAGUCUUAAAAAUCUCAGCUUUCAAUUAGAGUCAUUAGAGAAAGAGAACACACAACUUGAUGAAGAGAAUUUAGAGCUGAGAAGAACAGUUGAAACUUUGAAAAGUACAAAUAUCAAGAUGGCUCAGUUGGAGCUAGAAAAUAAGGAACUGGAAAGUGAGAAGGGACAGCUUCAAAAGAGCCUGGAUCUUAUGAAAACUUCUUUUAAGAAGACUGAACGCUUAGAAGUAAGUUAUCAGGGUUUGGAUACAGAAAACCAAAGACUGCAGAAAGCCCUAGAAAACACCAACAAAAAGAUUCAGCAUCUAGAAAGUGAACUACAGGAUCUAGAGACGGAAAAUCAAACCUUACAAAAAAAUCUGGAAGAACUCAAAAUCUCUAGUAAACGCUUAGAAAAAUUAGAAAAAGAGAACAAGCUUUUGGAACAAGAGACCUCUCAGCUAGAAAAAGAUAAGAAACAGCUGGAAAAAGAGAACAAGAGGCUUCGACAACAAGCAGAUAUUAAGGACAGCACAUUAGAAGAAAAUAAUGUAAAAAUUGGUGAUCUGGAAAAAGAGAACAAGUCACUCGUUAAGGAAAUUGGUAUAUGUAAAGAAGCUUCUAUUCGUUUAAAAGAGAUUGAAAAGGAAAAUAAAGAGCUUGUAAAAAGAGCCACCAUUGACAAGAAAACACUUGUCACAUUACGGGAGGUAAUAUUUCCUACUGAAUGAUAUACUAUAAUUAUAAAGGGUAAUGCAGCUGUAACAUUCAAAAAAAUCUAACUGUCAAUUUCAUGCAAUAAUUCAUGCAAAUUUAAUGUAUUUUUGUUUUAUUUGUAUAUUAUUCAAACACUAUUCAUGAGCUUGGUGGAUUCUGAGUUGCUCAUACAUUAAGAAGAAAUGGUGACAGAAGAUGUUCAUGCUUCUUUUUGUGCCCCCUGUGUAAUGAGCAAAGCAGAAAUGUUUGCAUUUGAGCCGUGUGAAUAUCAUGGACUUGCACACUGCAAUGCAGGCAAUAGUUGCCAGCACUUCGUUUGCUUUCAUACUGGGACCUGUUGGCACUUUUGAGGCAUUGUGGAAUAAUUAUUACCUUGGAAGCAGAAUUAAAAUGAUGGUUUCUGUGUAGCACAGGUGGACUGUAUAAUAUCUAGCUCUUGCCCUCCUCAUUGCUCCUUUUCUAAAAUUUAUUCAUAAGCAGGUCCCCUGCAACAUUAGUUAUUAGCUUCCUCCUUGCAGUAAUGAGUCAGCUUCUCUUCUCCAUGGUGACGUCUGGUUUCCUUUAAUUCUCCCCCACUUUACUUUUUAUACUGAAAUGAUAACCAUUUUGCUAUGAAACAGUGAAAGGAAACCAGUAAUUUACACAGGCACCAGAAGCUGACUAAUUAAGGGCUAAUUGAUAACUAGUCCUCCAGGUGCAUACGAACGGAAAUGAAGAAACUGCAAGAAGGAAGCUUUUCAUUGAAGGGACACCAGUUCUUAAAAGCUGUGAUGGCACUUUGGCUGUUCACACUGAACAGGCUGGUGCUGUGAUUGUGUUUCAUUGCAAAAAAGAGCAGGAGUACAACAGCGACAAUACCAGAAUACAACCAUUUGACAAUCUGGAUACUCCCUAAAAAGCAAAUGAAUAAAGAAAGACAAUUUCAAUGAAAGGAGCUAGCAUGAAAGCAAUUGUUCUAACACUUGAUGGCUCUAUUAUUCAGGAUCAUAUGCACUGAACAUUUGAACUGUCUUGUUGGAUUUAGUAACUUAAUAUAAAAUUAGUGGGUUGUAUCCAAUGGUGGCUUAAUGUGAGGGGAAAACGCUUCUGCCCAGGCAAACUGGGUCACUUCAUCUUUCCUACCUACCUACCUAACACUUCCCCAAAGCUUCUUCUGAGGAAUGUGGAAUCCACUGGGACAGAAUAGGAUAUGGUUGGGGAAUUGGGGAAGAGUGAGUUUUCCAAUUUAAACAAAAGUUCUUUCUGCUAAGGCAAGGCCAGCAUUGGAUAUAUUAACUACAAAAUACCCAGCAAAAAUAAAGGAGGCAAACCUUUGAAAUGAAUUCAUAUUUGUUUUUGGAAUAUAAUUGCUAAUUAACUAGAAGUGUAUGCAGUAAGUGUGAAUAGGAUGGAGACAAAAUAUAGUUUUUUCAGAGAGCUGAAGGUGGUUUGAAAUAAGGAUCACAGCUUUAUUGCAUGUAUCUACAUUUUAAUUUCAAAUCUGGCAAACUGAUUUGGCAUAUUUUUGUAGAAUUUUCAAAAACCUAAAAAAAAAUUAAUGGGGGACAACUGAGAUAAAAAUAUUUGUGUUCAGCAUUGAAGGAAACCUCUUUUAAAGCCACUUUCAACUUCCUUAAAAUCUAUUGCCUGAGUCUCCUGCUGUAGUCUCUAGAAAUGGCAUUAUUGCAAUAUUAUACGUUCAACACAUUUUCAAAAAUCUAUUUAAAGGAUUUGGUGAAUGAAAAACUGAAGACACAGCAGAUGAAUAAUGAUUUAGAAAAGCUUACACAUGAACUUGAAAAGAUAGGUUUAAAUAAGGAGCGCCUCUUGCAUGAUGAGCAGAGUUCAGAUGAUAGGUGAGUAUAUUAAGGCCUCUUUGGAAUAGGUUGAGAGCAGUUCCUUAUGGCAUUCUGCAAUAACUGUUUUUCACAGGAUAUGCUCCUGAAUGUAUCUGAACAGCUACUACAGUGUGCACCUCUUUCAGGUUCCACUUUCAGUUGUGUUGUACGAAAUUCUGUAUAUCAUCAAAGGAGUAAACCUCUCUUUGCAGAGUUGGUAUAGACAUUUUGAGCACUUAUCUCCAACAGUUAUUUACUAUAUCCUAUAUAAUAGAUCCUGAGUCUAUCAGCAGAAAAAAAACCAGUGUCUCUGAAAGAGCUUUUGGCUCUCUUCAGCCUACUCCAUCUGCCAGUAUAAAGCUAAUAGCAUACAAACAUCUGUUUCCUUUACUUGGUCAUGUGUUCCAUCCUGUUCCUUGUGGAAUUGGAGAAAAUAUGUGUUAACAAAAGCAGAAUACUCCAGCUUCUGACCAGCCCUCCUGUCAGCAUGCCACUCAAUUGAGAAUAAUGACUGGCGCUGUAGUCUGUUAUUAGCAGUGAUUGACAUAAUGAUGGUGGCAAAUUCAGAACCUUCUAUCUUGAGAGGAAGCCAGCAUUAUAAUUGUAUGUAUCCAGUCUUACUUUCAGGAUACUGUUGAGACAAUGUAAGCUUUUCACAGUAAAUUAUCAAUACUUUCCCCUUUAAAAUAAUUUUAAUUGCUUUUUUCCACCCUAGAAGGUUUCAUUUCUACUUAGUUUUCAAUCAUUAGCUCCUGACAACUGCUUAAGAAUCCUAGUUUGGUGCCCAUGGAAGGGGUUCAUUUCAAUUACAGAGUGAUGGAUUUGAUGUGGGAAGACCAAAUUCAGUGGCAGUGAUGUUGGCUUAGGGAGAUGUGUGUGAGAGAGAAAGAGAGGAUUGAAUAGAGAGGUUAAACAAGGAUUUUUUUUUUCUUGUGGUGAGAGCUUCAAUGGAAGGAGUAGAUUUUUGGUGUUAACUCGGUUUAUCAUCAGAUUUUAGAAUGGUGGGUGUCCAAAGGAUAUGUUGCAGUUGGUGGUCUCAAUUACCUUCACUCAGACUGGCUGCUUGUGUGUUCUAGUCAUGAUAAAGUGCUGUAUGCCCAAGCCUGGUGCAGGAAGCAUGUUAUUCUACUGGCAGCGGCCACCCUUAAGGGGAACACUUCUUUGGGAAGCUGUGUGGACCAAAAAUUUACCCCCUUUUAUCAAUUUUAUUGGCCAGGGUUUUAUGUGUGGUAUUGUUUGUUCAUUUCUAUCCUAUGGGGCAGUGUUGUGUUUUUCUCUAGACUGUUUUCAGGGUAAGAGGCUGAAGGUGGUCUAGAGUAAUGUGUGUCAGAGAAAAUUAAUUUUAUGCCUGUGGAGUGUGAGUCCAGUCCUGCAUGAAACUGUGUCUUUCUAGGGUGGGAAACUGGGCGAGUGGUGAGUUUUUAUCUCAGAUGAGAGCUGAGGUGUGUCACAUUUGAUAUUUUUAUUUUAAAAGUAUCUCAUAGUUUGAGUUCCCCUGACACCAGCCUCUGCUGUAUUCCUGUCAUUUUGUAGAGGUGGCACAAGGUGGUAAUAUGUUUAGGAGGCGAUACAGAGGUGAACAAAGGUAUACAGGGAGGAGAAGGAGGUCUAGUUACAUCAAAGCCCAGGCUCCUUCUGCUUCACCCGCUGUAUUUCAGAACCUGGGGGUGCUAGUAAGCCAGCUCCCCGCCUUGGUGCUGUGUCGCUAAAUGCCAGGUCUGUUCAGAAUAAAAUAUUGACCAUUCACAAUUUGAUCCUGGGUGAGGGAGCCAACUUGGCAUGUAUGACUGACACCUGGAUGGAUGAAGUUGGUGGCCCUAAGCUCACCCAGCUAUGUUCCCCUGGACACUCAGUGCAGCACCAUUUGAGGUCAGAGGGAUGGGGCAGGGAAGUUGCAGUUGUGCAUAGAAACCCCAUCACCCUCACCAGGAGACCAAUCCAUACUGUGUCUGGAUUUGAGGGAUUGUUUGCGUUGUUGGGCCAGAGGGCCAGAACAGGGAUGUUUUUACUGUACCAUCCACCCUGCCGCAUUAAGUCUCCCUUAUUGAACUGGCAGAGGUUAUCUCAGAUUUGAUGUUGGAAAAUGUUUUCAUGAUGGUGUGGGGAAAACAUUAUUAUCCAUAGUGAAACUGUCCCAAAUGGACCAGUUCAGGACUUCAUGGUCUCAAUGACAGCCAUGGAAUUGUCUCAAUAUAUCAGUGUCCUCACAACUGGUUGGACAUAACCUUGAGCUGGUUGUGACCUUGACCAUAGGAGAAUGAAUUACCUUCUGAGUGAAAUAGUUUGAUUCUCAGAAUGGAUAGUGAUCAGACAAAAUAUAUGAUGCCAUGAAAACUCUUGUUUACCUUUACCUAAUUUUGCUGUACUUGGCCAUAUCUAUAUUUGUAAGUAUUCCCGGAUUUGCGCUACAUUCAGUCUGUGUGUUGACCUUCUAUCCCUCCUCACAUACACCCUCUGUUAUCUCUUGGCAACAUAGGGAUGAACAGAGUGCAGCAUUUCCAUUAAUGUGAGCCAAUGUUAUUUCAUGCUUUCUUAGCAUUACAUCACUUUAAGCCAGGAGAAAAAAUUCCCACAGUCCAGUAUUCAGAGGACAUGUAGGAAACUUUGGGAACUUGGCUACAGAUAUAACUGAUGUGAAAACAAGAGUUGCUGUAGAAUAACUUUGCAAUAAAUUACAGAUAGCAAAGGGUAAAAUGAGAUGUGGACAGCAUCAGUCACUUUGGCUGUAUUGAGCAAUGGAAGUACUAGUUUAGAAAUAGCAACUGUAGUGUUAGGUUCACACAUUGUGAGUAUAUAUAGGAAAUCAUCAUGCACCUGUAUGUUUAUUCCUUCUCUUUUCUGCUCCCAUUACGUUUUGAAGAACUAGGGUUGUGUGGUCCAGUCCUAUGUAGUGGAGGGUUGUAAUCAAGCUCAUUUUUUAUCUUUGAUUUUGUUGGACUGUAGCCAGAAUGAAGACUGCUCACCAGCAAUUCAGUCUCUUUGCUUUCUGCAUUGUUUAUGUGCUAGAACUCUCAGUAUGAUUAAAUGUACAUCUUCCGUUCUCUUAGGGUGUACCCAGACCAGCAUGGGUGACACAUCUCAGUUUUGUCCUUUACUGUCACAGAACAAGUUUCUUUUCUGUAUGCAUGCACUUGCUGGAAUUAUUUCUUUAGAGUUUGCAUUAUUUUCUUGAAUAUUCUCCAUUAAAUACAUUUGAUGAAAGUGGUGGCAAAGGGAUUAGGUCAUGGCCUUUGAGGUCAGGAGAUGGUGGUAGGCAGCUUCCUAAAUCUCCAUAGUAGCCAAAUUUAGAUUUUAAAUUGGUCAGAUGAACAAGUGCGAUAGUGCUAAUGCAUUAAUUAAAAAGAGGACUGUGUCAGUACCCACAGAGUAGAACUACUUCUGUCUAAACAGUUUAAUGAGGUGUAAGAAUUUGUACAAAAUCUUGUAUGUUUCAAUCUCUUUUUAGAUCAUUGCAGACUGCAUAUUUUGAAUGUUUUAAAAUGGUUGUUUUUAUUGUUUCAGCUGAUUAUUUUAUUCUCUUUGGAUUUGUUUGUUUCUUACAUUCGAGUGGUUUCUAAAUUUUAUGAAAUAAAUAGAACAACAGGCAGUGAAGGCAGCAGACUGUUGGGUGAACUGUGGUCCUGUCCUCACACAGAUUUAUUGAAAAACAGUCAAGCUAUCACCUUGAUGAAGCUUGUACAUUAGGGGAUUGUCUUCUUCUUGAUAAUUAAAACAUUAUUGUAAUUCUUUCAUUAACAGCAAAUACAAGCUACUAGAGUCAAGAUUAGAAUCCACAUUGAAAAAGUCACUUGAAAUAAAAGAAGAAAAAAUUGCUGCUUUGGAAGCUCGAUUAGAAGAAUCAACAAAUUUAAAUCAACAACUGCGCCAGGAACUUAAAACAGUAAAAAAAUGAAUAUUUCUAUUACCUUAGUUUUCAGUUGGUGCAUAAAUGACAUAAAAUUUCUUUAAAUUGUUUCUAACAGUUAUAAAGGUGUUAGAAAAAAAUCUAUUUCUUAUAUUGUCAAAAGUUUUUUUCUAAAGAUUUAUGCACAGUGCUGCUUUUGAUAAGCAAAAUACAUGCUGAAUCAUACUCUUGCUUUCUUAGUGAAAACAGUGUAUAUAUUACCAAUUUAUCUUCACAGAAAUAUAGAAAAAAUAUUGGUUUAAAAACAAUGCUUUCCAUGCAGAAAACAUUUUGUUUUUUGACAUGGCAAAUCUUAGGUGUUGCUGAUAGCAGUAAUUAAAGUGCUGUUCAGCUUCAUGUUUAGCCCCUUUCUGAACAGCUGCCACUUGAGACCGCAGCAUGUGGUUUUGCUAAUUUUUGCUAGCAUUUAUUUAUCUAUAAAAGUAUAUAUCUAUACAUAUGUAUGUAUGUAUGUAUGUAUCUGUAUACCCUCUCCUAAAGUAUCAGAGUGGUGUACCAGCAAUCAAAAAACACAAAAAAUUAAAAGCAGUACAGAACAAUGAUUAAAAUGAUUGAAAUAAUAAACCCUAAUGAUUAGAAUCAUUAAAAUUUAAAACAAGUGCAUAGGCCUGUUGGUGCAAAAGUCUCCAAAGAGAGGCCACAAAGUCCAAAAUGAGGAUUCCUGCUGAAUCUCUGCUGGAAGAGUGUUCCGCAGUAUGGAACUUCUGGUUGGGGCCCAUCAGGCCUUUGUAGCAUGGGGGACAACAACCAGUACUCCUCAAGAUGACCUCAGUGUGAGUGAACUGCAGUAUAAGGGCUCAAGCGGUCCUUGUGUAAUGUGAAGUGGAGUAGAGGUUAGUGGGCCAGUUAGUUGAGCUGAAUGAAACUACACCUGAGACACUGAAUGGUAGGCAUGUUUGCAAAAAGCUGUGAAAGUAGCAGUCAAAGUCCCUCAGAAAGAUGCUCUAUUUGUCAUUAGUCUACCUCAAACGGCCAGUCUACGCAACAGACAUGAGAGUAAGAAUUGGGUUGCCACCAACUCCCUGUAGAGUCUGGGGUGGGGUGUGAUCUAAGCUGCGUUGGGGCAGGAAAGAAGGCGUGUUGAACCCCUCCACAAACCAUACUUUCCCUCUGAAACUGCCUCUCUUAUUGCUUUUUUCCCUAUGGGGAUCAAAGACAGGUUGGAACCUUUGGUGAAUGAAAAACAGCUGUGGCAAGGCCAUUUUUUCUAAUUAAAUAAUAAUAAUAAAGUUGCCUUGGCAUGCUUAGGACUUAGUAGGAUUUAGUAUUUUACAUUUGAACUUGAAUUCAUUGAUCUUUAGGUGAAAAAGAAUUAUGAGGCCCUCAAGCAAAGACAAGAGGAAGAGAAAAUGGUACAGAAUUGUUCGUCAAAAACUGAUGAAGAAAGUUUGUCUGUCAAUAAAUGGGAACGCGAGAGUCAAGAAACUACUAGAGAACUUUUAAAGGUUAAAGAUAGAUUGAUUGAAGUUGAGAGAAAUGUAAGUAAUAAUUUGGAUUAUUUUAAUAAUUUUACUCUAAUUGUCAACCUGUGUAGUACAUAGUAAGCCACAUUUUGUUGCCACGGAUAUAACAAAAGAAUAGGCUAGUAAUUAGGGUACUCUGAUCUAAUACUGUGCUUCAAAGAACAUACCGUUUCUUGGAAAUAAAUGUAGUUGAUUUCAGCAUAACUUAUUAUGCCUCUCUGCCUGUCUUACUUCUCUCUUGCAUGAUACAUAGGUACAUCACAUUAAGUAAACCCACUUUCAUCAGAAAGCAAACCCAUGCUUUGUGUGAUUUCUUCUGACUGAAAUAAUGUUUCCAUACUUUGGAUUGUUUGACGUAAAAUAGAAGUCUGAAUUUAAUCAAUAUUUUGUUCAUUUAAAUGGUGCAUGUAUGUAAUACAUUUUGUUCCUUUUUAAAGAACGCAACUCUGCAGGCAGAGAAGCAAGCCCUGAAAACACAACUAAAGCAGCUUGAGACGCAGAACAAUAAUGUGCAAGCUCAGAUUGUGGCACUUCAGAGACAGACUGUUUCCUUACAGGAGCAAAAUACAACGCUGCAAACUCAGAAUGCCAAGCUUCAGGUUCUGUUUUCACAAAUUUGUAUUUAUCUCCCAACCACAUUAUAGAAUUUACAAGUGAAAGCCUUGCUGUUAUUCACAUGGCAGUAGCAGCAGCUAUUAUUGUGACACUCAUGGGAAACCUAUAUUUUGAACAUAAGUGGUUUGACUGGUGUGCAGUGCCCCAUCUGUAGUAACUCCCUGGCUCCCUGGGCUAAAUCUAUAUAUCCCUAUAUAUCUCUUUUGUGGUGGUAUAGCUUAAGUACUGAAAAAUGAGGGUGGGUGGGUUCUUGUUCUACAACCCUAUGAUUCCAUCUCUUCAUGUUAGAGAGAUUUCCCAACCCUAAUUAGAACUUGGUAACAAGAGUCAAACGUUUGAGUUUCCUGCUUCUGUUACAUUUAGGUGCCUUAGAGACGAAAACAAAAAAACAUUUAGUUCCUCUUGCAUUCUAGAACAGGUGUGAAUUUUUUUAGGAGGAGAAUCUAUAGGAAAGGAUCAGAAGAAUCUCUGUGAGGCUAGAUGUAGAAUUUGUAACCUGUUUGACAAAGAAAACAGGUCAGUACAGGCGUCCCCCCAGUUAGGUGGGCGUUACACCCCUGCACACAUAAGUGAAAUCAAGUAAACACCUCUUUAAACACCUCUCUGCUUUCCCUUCAUACCAAAAAUACUGUAUCCACAACUAGAAUUGAAGCUAUGGGGUUGGCAGGAGGCUGGCAAACACAUGCUGUUAGGCGGGGAGACUGAGCAGCAGAAACAAAGUACUGCUGCACCCCCGGUAUCUUCUAUCUCACCAUUUCCUGGUAUGAGUCUAUUUAAUUGUUUCCCAGCGCCACACGUACAGUGGUACCUCGGGUUACAUACGCUUUAGGUUACAUACGCUUCAGGUUACAGACUCCGCUAACCCAGAAAUAGUGCUUCAGGUUAAGAACUUUGCUUCAGGAUGAGAACAGAAAUUGUGCUCCGGUGGCGCGGCAGCAGGAGGAGGCCCCAUUAGCUAAAGUGGUGCUUCAGGUUAAGAACAGUUUCAGGUUAAGUACGGACCUCCAGAACGAAUUAAGUACUUAACCCGAGGUACCACUGUAUAUGCAGUUGAGCUUCAGUAGAAUGUGCCUAAGUGGGGGGACGCCUGUAUUUACCUAAACAAGCCUAAUUUAAGUAUUUCUCUGCUGAUCCUAAUGUUAUUUCUGGAGGUGAUUUAGGAAGCAUAGGGCAGGAGACAUGUCCACUUUGACUAGCAGUGGCAGCUCUCCGGGGUCUAUGUCAGAGGUUUUCUAUAUCACCUGUUACCUAAUCCUUAUAAGUGGAUAUGCAUACAGAUGCAAACUGCGGAGCUAUGCGCUGAGAGUGCAUUGAAUGCACGAAGCCCCAGUUUGAUCUCCAGCAUUUCUUCGCAGAGAUUGGGGAAAUUGCUCUGAGAUACAGGGUUUAAAACCUGUUAACAACCUAGGACCUCAAUUGGCUAAUUCUGUAGAAGGCUAAUUUUGAAUGAGUACACCACAAAGUACUUUGUUAUUGAUUGUCCCAUGUCACUUUGGCAAUUGUAGGUAGAAAAUUCUGCUAUUAAUUCGCAAAGUACAUCUCUUAUGAAUCAGAAUGCACAAUUGCUGAUUCAGCAGUCUACCUUGGAAAAUGAAAAUGAGUCCAUAAUCAAGGAACGUGAGGAUCUGAGAUCGCUAUAUGAUUCACUCAUCAAAGAUCAUGAAAAACUGGAACAGCUUCAUGAACGGCAAGCUACUGAAUAUGAAUCUCUAAUUUCCAAACAUGGAAACCUUAAGUCAGCACACAAGAAUCUAGAGGUGGAACAUAAGGACUUAGAAGACAGGUGAUUUUGAUAUAUCAGUCAUAACCAAUUUGCAGCUGAAUCUGAAAAUCAUUUAAAAUGUUAGAUCUUAAAUUCUUAUAAUCGCAGCCAUGUUGAAAGUGGAAGCUGUAUUCAUAAUAACCUUUUAUAUUAAUACUGAGAAUAUAAUUAGUAAUAUUAUAUAAUCCAUUUGACAGAUACAAUCAAUUGCUGAAACAAAAAGUGCAAUUAGAAGAACUGGAAAAAGUUCUCAAAGCAGAACAAGAGAAGAUGCUACAGCAAAACAAAAAGCAUGAAACAGUAGCAGCGGAAUACAAAAAGCUUUGUGAGGAAAAUGACAGGUAAGAAAACAAAGCUAAUGAAUACUUAUCUGAAUUAAAGUGUAUUAUUAAAUGUGCCAACUAUAUUUUGCAUUUAUUCUGAUCUUAAACACAAUGCACCAAAGUUAGAAACCCUCAAUAGGUUAGAAUAAGAAAAAAACAAUAACUCUACAGUAUGCUAAUAGAAAUUGAUUAUAAGAUAUUGCUACAUACAUUAUGAUAAUGUAAAUCUCUCUUUAAUUAAAUGUGAGUAUAUGAUAUAACUGUGCAGACACUUGUUUAAUUGUUAAUUUUGUGAAAACUUACUUUAAUUUGUUUUCUGUCCAUUUAUAAUUACAGAUUGAAUCAUACAUAUACCCAGCUUUUGAAAGAAAAUGAAAUUCUCCAAAUGGAUCAUAAGAAUUUGAAAACAUUACUGAACAGUUCUAAACUGGAACAAACAAGGCUGGAAGCUGAAUUUUCCAAACUCAAAGAGCAGUACCAACAGCUGGAUAUUACGUAUACAAAACUGAAUAAUCAGUGUGAGGUAAUGAGUUUGCAUUUCUUCAGUAAUGUUUUAUUAUAGCCCUGUUUAUUCAUGACAAAAGAGGCUUUUUUAGAUUUCUGCAGUAAUGUGUUUAUCUUUGUGUUUUCUGUAAUGGUUGUAAUAGUUGAAUUUAGUAAUAUAUCUUAAUAGUUUUGAAGGUGUCUUUGUAUCAUGUUAGGAACAAACUUAGGUCAGUCGUUCUGCUUAUUCUGGAAUUGUUCUAGUGAUUUUAUUGAGGAAUUAUUGGAGGUGUUCUGAAAAGUUGCUUUAAAACUGCGUGUAUCCUCUUAUAUCAAUCAACCUAGUGUCUUUGCACUCAUUGAUAUGAAAGCUAAAGGUUUGAGUCUCACUCCACAAUUCCGAAUAUUGAAUUCAUGGUUUUCUUUCUGUCUGUUUCGUACGUAAAGAGAGAAUAACAUUUUUGCAUUUAAACAAAAGCUUAAGAUUCAAGGAAGAGGUAUAAGAUAUCCUGAAGAGAGCCAGACUUAUUCUGCUCCCUUUCUUAUUGGCUUGAACAGUGGAUACAUUUGUUAGAAGCUAAAAGGAUGCUAGGACCUUAACAGAAGCUGCGGAUUGCUCUCCUCAAUUGGAAGAAAGGCAAUUUACAAUUAUUUACAAAAACCAGAUAAUAGAAUCAUUGAAUUGUAGAGUUGGAAGGGAUCAUGAGGGUCAUCUACUCCAGCCUCCUGUAAUGCAGGAAUCUUUUAUCUAUAGCAGAGCUUGAACCCAUGACCCCAAGAUUUAAGAGUUUCAUGCUCUGGUGACUGAACUAUUGCUGUCUCUACUAUUUGACUUGUCUUCUUGACUUCAUUUUCUUUUGUACUUUAUAAACAGAAAGUUGGGCAGACUGCAUACACUAAAAUACUGUGUUUUGUACAUUUCAACAGUUGCUUAGCCAGCUAAAAGGAAAUUUGGAAGAAGAAAACAGACACCUGUUGGAUCAAAUACAGACAUUAAUGCUGCAAAACAGAACGUUAUUAGAGCAGAAUAUGGAAAGCAAAGAUCUGUUCCACGUUGAACAAAGGCAGUAUAUGUGGGUAUCAAAAACGGUGAACUAGUUGCACCCAACAUAACUACAGUUGGAUGUUCAAAUAGAAAUAAAUCAUGGAAAUGUUAAUCAGUGCAUUCCAUUAACAACAGAUGAAAAUGUUCAUUCGUAGUUUGAUUUUAAUCAGUAUUGUUCCUUGUGAAAUAAAGUUUACUGUGGAAUGAUGUUGAACUGCUAGAAUCAGAAGAGCAGUGGGAUUUCUUAUGGGAAAUUAUAAGCCACCUGUUUCCUCCUUAUGUUGGCAGGUUUUUUUUAAGGAGCAAUCCUUCAAGAUAGCUGUGCUGCAGCACGCAUUUGCUGAAGGUAUAAAAGGGAUGGAGGAAUGCCCCUGUGAAGAAGGAUUGUAGGAUUUGGGACUGUUUUGAGAAAAUGCGAGAAAAAUAGACAUUUAUAAACUCAUGCAUGGCAUGGGGAUGGUGGAUAGAGAAAAGUUUUCCUAGUCUCUGGCCCUUACAGUACCAUCUUCCAGAUUGUGCUAGGCCUAAUAUGGGGUGGAGCGUUUCCAUCCUUGGUUUGUAAUUCUUUUCUAGGCACCUGAGAUCACAUUUCCCUGUGCUUUAUAGCAAGCAAGACAACUGGGAAAGCAUCUCAGAGCACCAGACCUACAACUGAAAUCUAGGUGACAUAAUCCCUGCCUUCCUCCUGCUUUCCUAACCUGUUAUUCAACCAAACCAGAAGGAACCUUCACGGCAAACGUCCAGUGUUCCCGUCUAAAAUAAGGGGAGUGUGACCUUCUGUAAUGGAGAGAAGACAGUGGUGUAGCUCAGUGUUAGAAUACAUACAGAAGGUACCAGGUUCAUUUCCUAGUUUUUCCAGGUAGGGCUAGGAGAAUCUCCUCUGGAUAUCCUGGAGAGCUGCUGUCAGUCCCGUGCUUCAUGGCCGUAAUGGUCUGAUGUUGUAUAAGGCAGCUUCCUGUGUUCCUGUGAGUGACAUGAAACAUCCUGUCAUGUGCCCAGCACUUUAUUCUAACACCUUCUCUCAUUCUAAAUAGUGCCCAUAUUUUCCUAAAAAUAAAAUAUUGUGACUUGAGUUCUGGCAAAAUGUUAAUGUAAACUGCCCUGAUGCAAUGCAAACUGCAUUUAAACACACAUGUCCUAAAAAGUCCCUGAGGCACAUUGAUACAAAGGAAAAACAUCUUUUAGAAACAUACAUGCCUUCUAACAUGUCAAUUACCUUUUCUUCACAGUGACAAGCUAAAUGAAUUGAGAAGACAAAAAGAGAAAUUGGAAGAAAAGAUUAUGGAUCAGUAUAAAUUUUAUGAACCAUCUCCUCCAAGAAGGUAAUGCAUGACCACAUAUUUCUCUCCCUCUUUCUUUGCCAGAAAUGUGCCAGUGCUUGUUACUUAAAGAGAGAAACUUCAUUGUUUUGAAAUAUUUGCAAGAAUUUGUUCUAAAUACAGCAUUUCUCUUCUUUUCUCCAAAAGGAGAGGUAAUUGGAUUACUCUGAAAAUGAGGAAACUGAUAAAAUCAAAGAAGGAUAUUAACCGAGAACGCCUCAAGUCUCUAACUCUGACACCAACCCGCUCAGAAUCUAGUGAAGGAUUUCUUCAGCUGCCACAUCAGGACAGUCAAGAUAGUUCCUCGGUGGGCUCAAAUUCCCUGGAAGAUGGUCAGACCGUGGGGGCUAAGAAAAGCAGCAGUGAGUAAAUUGCUUAAUUUUUGUAAGGGGUAGUGUGUCAUGCAGUACUUCCUGAUGCGGUGAAAAGGUUCAAAAUACCCAUGGAGGAAGUUUGCUUAAAAGUAUUUUGCUCAUGUUCCUGUAGGCUCAAGAAUGGAGAAUCAAGCUCUACAGCAGAGGAAUGCUCUUUAAUGUGUUUUAGGGGUGCAAUAUUUACUGACAGUGAAAAAUUGGGUCUGAGCUGACCGUAGAGGUGAAAUUGGCACCCCUUCUUUACCCAUAACCAUUGCUCUUUUCUGUACUGUUUCUUUUCAUCCACUUAUUACAUUUCUACUCUUGGCGUGUGAAGAGUUCCCUGUAACAUGCUUCCUUAUCAGCAUCUUCAUACUGCUGAUGAAUUGAUUGUGUGUUUCUGCAUGUUUAUGGGCAUACUGCAUGGAAGGGGGACUGUGCUGUAUCGAUCUGCCUUGCAAAGCUUCAGUGUCAUGCAUAGCUCUGGUCAGCAGGUUCAUGAGAGUACCUGCAUCCAUUAUAUAUACUCUUGAAGCAAGAGGUCCAGCUCUGUAAUAGCUCUUCUCCCACUCCUUUUAACCCAUACCUUUUCAUCACAUUCUGCUAUCAAUUCACUGGUAUGCCAGGCUGUGCUGACACAGGGUGUGUGACACUUUAUCGUUAACAGCAUUUCAUUGUACCAACGUUGCUUUGGAAUAGAAUUUUGAACCUUAAGUAAUCAUAUUCUUGUUUUUGAGUGCCAUAUCAAAGCAAAUAUUUACAGUAGAAUUCAACAUGGAAUUUAGCAUAGCAUCAAGUGAGAUAUUUAUGUCCACUUGUACUAGAAGCACUGCAUGCCCCCUAAACCUGUUCUGGGGGAAUCUUGAAAAUAAGAUCUGUUAGAACAAUAAGACCGAGUGGCAGACACGGUGUUGUUUUUUAAAUGAAUGUCUUUGAUGUUUUUACAUGGUAUCAAAAUGUGUGUAAACAUUCCUCCGUUUGAUCAGGCUGGAAAAGAAUCAAACCCCAAAUGAUGCGUGCUUUGAUUAUAUAGAUUUCUGUACAAACAUUAGAAAUUACGUUCUGCUUCAUAGUAUGUUUAAAUCUUUAGUUGAGUAAUUGUUUUUGCAGUUUUGAUUCAUUACUGAUCUACUAAUGAUUGAAGAUUACAUUUGCUGUGCGACCUAAAAGAGGAGAGAAACUAAUUCUGUGGAAGAGAAGGCUUUGACCAGCCUUUGUACUAGCCUAGCAUUUUACAUCUUAAUUUAGGUCCCGUAUUAGUUGAGUAGUUGCCUGUCAUGAUAUCUGGUCCACAAUUGCUGUCCUCCCAACUACAAAGAUUUUUACUUUCACAAUCUAGAAGAUUGUUUGCUCUUAGUGAUCUAGAGUAAUCAGCAUGUGUUCUUCAAUUGCUGCAUAGAUAAUUUCCAUUCCGCUGGGAUACUUUUAAACAUUGGAGCAAAUGUCAGGUAUAUUUGGAGGAGAAAGUGUGGCGACCCUGCCCACCAUUAGCAUUAUCAGGUGGGAAGGCUAGUUGGGUGUGAAGAAUUGCCAAGUAUUGAAGAAUUGCUAAAUAGUCUUUACAAGUAUUCCUUAAAUUAUUCCUUUCAAAAGGUUUAUGAUCGGCAGGGAAUCUUUUUUCUGUCAUGAGAUAAAUCCCCUUGGGAAAUCCACUGGGAGCUGCAUUUCUUUUCCCCAGAUCAUCUUCAGUUAAUCAAUUUAUUCCUCCAAAUUUGUAUCCUGAUGCUCAGUAAAUGUGCAGUCGUUACGAAAAAAAAUUCAUUGCUCAACCUCCCUCUCGCACUGGGAUCAGUUAUGUUCCAGAGACAAAGUAGAUUUUUCUAUUUAAGACCAUGGACCCACAUGAAAUUGGAUGCUAUUAUAUAACUGACUUGUGGGUUGCAGUUUAUGUGUGUGUUCAGUAUAUUUUCACUGGUAAUUAUUACGUAGCUACUGAACUAGAAAAUAGGUCCAGAUCAGCACAUAACUUACUUGCAUUUCCUCACGCAGAGAAACCUAUCUGAUCAUUUGUAUUUGUGGACCAUUUCUUCAGCAUCAGUUUCCGUAGAAUUUUGUUAUGAAUAAGAAAUAUAUCAUUUGCAUAUUUUGUGAAAAUGUAGCUAAUACAUUUACAUCCAGUGGUUUGGGUGCCAGCGACAUAUUUGCUGCAAGAUCAUGCCUUUACCUUGAGUUAGACCCUUUUCUCUUUAUAAGAUAUUGUGAAAGCACUCCUGCCAAGGGGAAUCAGAGCUGUCCACUCAUGAUGCCUAUCAGCAGUAGCUAAUCUAUGUGUGGGAGUUACUUCCGUGAUGAAGGGACAGGGAAGAGAACAACCUGGAUAUCAAAACUGAAGGAGUAUUCAAUAGAUAAGAAUUUAUUUUGACUUGCCCAAUAUAUAUUUUUCUAUGUGCUUUUUGCAGUCCUUCUCUUCCCACAAUUCUCUUGCAACUUUUUUCAGACAACUCAGAUAACCUUUUUUAAUCAAAAUAUGUAUACAAAUUUCAAAUUCUUCUAUUCUACCUCCACAGGGCGCACCAUUUCAGUAUGUUGCACCAAACCAACAGAGUGUUGUGGCACCUUUUAAAGACUCAGAGAUUCACGCCACAAUAAAUAUUUUAUUCUUUAUGGUGCCACAAGUCUCUGUUUCCAUUUCAUUACUUUUUAGACAAAAUGAAAAGGUGAGGUUUUUAUCCAAAAUUGUGCCGAAAGAUUUGAAUGUGACAAAAGUUAACCUUCCAUAGUAACACACUUUGAUUUGAUAUUUUACUCUUGUAAAUGAUACUUUACUACACAUUUCAGGGGAAGCAUGGAAUAUCCAUCACAUGUUUGUUUCCCUUUAUACUGCUGAUCCCUGCUGGGCUGAUACCUAACUCCUCAGCCAGCCAGUUGCUUCUAGGACAUCUUUGAAUGCUUCUAUUAUCACCCCUCCUAGCCAGUUAUCAAGAGUGGGAUAGGUUUGGCUGAAGAGGAACCACCUCAGAGGCGUUUGCAGGGGAUGGGAUUGGCAUUCACUGGAAGGCUUAACCAUAUGCACAUAGAUUAUCAUAUUAUACAAUGCAUUCAUGCUAUCUCUGCAAAGAAGGGUUUUGGAAUACAUGCUUGUUGAAAACAUGUAUUUCCACCCGUAGUUGCUACACAAGGUGUCAACUGGUUUAGCAGAGAAGAAAGCCUGUGGCAUGCCUUCUAGGACACUGCACUAAGCAUGCUGUCGCAAUGCUCCUUCACAUGUGCACAGCACACAGAUGAGGAAACAGGUCAUGUGUAAGUGAAAAUCUGUGUCUUCUCAUUCAGCUUGUUUUAGUGCAAGUAAACACCAUUGAUCACAGUGGAACUUAUUCAUGAAUGAACAUACAUAGAUAAUACUGGAUGACUCCUUGACUGAGAUGAACGGCUUGUAUUUACACUCAUGGCUUACAUCUUUUGCACUGGAUUAGUAAUAAUGCCACAUUGAAAUGCAAAUGUUUGCUUUAUUACAAGGUCUUCUUGUAUAGGGUUUCAACCCUGCCACAAGCAAACAUGUGAAAGCUUUCUGUAACAUGCAAUUUAAAAUUCUCACUGCAGUUAUUACAUGUUUGAUUUUUAAUGUUCCCACACUGUCACUGGUCUGUUUGUUUCUUUGUUCUGUCAUUUUUCUGUUUGGUGCCUUCCCCCACUUCACACCCCAGUAGCAGUAUGGUAUGUCAUUUAACCAAUAAUUCUUAUUUAAAGUGGUAAUCAGUCAGAAUAUUACAGUAUUCUGCACUCCAUUCCAAUAAUUUCUUGAUCAUAUGUUCAGAUGGUGUGUAAAAGGAGGUAAAGGUUAGAUACUGCUGUUCUUGGAAGUUAAAUCAACUAAGAUGAGUUCACAUUAAUACAAUUUAAAACAAGUCAUUAAUGUGAAAAAUACAAUGACUGCUUGGUAGCAAGAAAUGAAGGUAGUGCUUAUUGAAAGAUACUUUGAUAAACCAAGUGAACUUUUUUUUUUCAGUAUACCUUUCCAUCUCAGGAAACCUGCUUGCUGGUUUUUGACUCCUUGCCCAUAAUUUUUGUGCCUGGGUUUGGGUUUGGCUUCUUUUUAUAUAUUUUUUUUGCCUGAUUUUUAAGACAUCCAAUAGUUGUGAACUGUGAAGGUUCCUUAUAUUCCUCAGGCAUGGUUUCCAGUGUUUCCUUGGAUAGUUCCACAGUGAAGGCUUCAUAUCCAUUGCCAUUCAGCAACAUGAGAUUAAUAGCUUUUAGUAAAUAAAGUGCACCUAGUGGAAACUCAAGCAUUCAUUUCUGUCCUUAGUUUCAACAUUUAACUUCCAUCUGUUCUUCUCCCCUUUUUCUUUCAUCUUCCCGUUUCCGUUUUUCCUUAUGCUAUGACAUAAAAGUGGUUGCACUGAAAAGACUGCCCUUUUUGAGGAACAGACCGAAGGAAAAAGACAAAAUGAAGGCCUUCUACCGUCGCUCCAUGUGUAAGACUUUAUGACAGUUCAGCUUCUUUUUAAAUGGCUACACUGGCUUCUAUUACUACUUUCACUAACCUUUCCGUGGACUGCGCUGUUUUUCCUAUUUUGCAAAGUGCAAGUCCUGCUAUAAUACAAGGAGCUGAAGCAAUGUUUCUAAACACCUUGGCACUCACUAUACAUAACUCUUGGGGUGUAUAAAAAUGUAUAUGUAUUCAUAUAAUAAUAAUAUAAUAAUUUAUUAUUUAUACCCCGCCCAUCUGGCUGGGUUUCCCCAGCCACUCUGGGCGGCUUCCAAAAGAAUAUUAAAAUACUGUGAUACAUCAAACAUUAAAAGCUGUCCUAAACAGGGCUGCCUUCAGAUGUCUUCUAAAAGUCUGGUAGUUGUUGUUCUCUUUGACAUCUGGUGGGAGGGCGUUCCACAGGGAGGGCGCCACUACCGAGAAGGCUCUCUGCCUGGUUCCCUGUAACUUGGCUUCUCGCAGUGAGGGAACCGCCAGAAGGCCCUUGGUGCUGGACCUCAGUGUCCGGGUAGAACGAUGGGGGUGGAGACGCUCCUUCAGGUAUACUGGACCGAGGCUGUUUAGGGCUUUAAAGGUCAGCACCAACACUUUGAAUUGUGCUCAGAAACGUCCUGGGAGCCAAUGUAGGUCUUUCAAGACCGGUGUUAUAUGGUCUCGGCGGCCGCUCCCAGUCACCAGUCUGGCUGCUGCGUUCUGGAUUAGUUGUAGUUUCCGGGUCACCUUCAAAGGUAGCCCCACGUAGAGCGCAUUGCAGUAGUCCAAGCGGGAGAUAACCAGAGCAUGCACCACUCUGGCGAGGCAGUCCGCAGGCAGAUAGGGUCUCAGCCUGCAUACCAAAUGGAGCUGGUACACAGCUGCCCAGGACACGGAUUUAACCUGUCCCUCCAUGGACAGCUGUGAGUCCAAAAUGACUCCCAGGCUGCGCACCUGGUUCUUCAGGGGCACAGUUACCCCAUUCAGGACCAGGGAAUAUGCAUACAUCUAUCUACACACACAAUGAACACACAUUUAUAGGUUCAAGUUCUGGGAAUUAUAUGAACAUAUAUGUGUUAUGUGUGUGUAUUUAUAAAGAUAUAGUGCACUCAAUGCAUUUGCACAUUUUGAAUUCCACUCCUAGUAAUCAGUUUUAUAAACACCUCAGUACAAAUCUAGAAAAUCAUUUGCUUAAAAAAAAAAAUAAACGGUGACCUGUUAUUCCUUAGAAAUGUUUUACCAUUCUAAGUUGAAGGAGUGAGGUGGGGAAAUCAGGCAUUCUUUGUCAUUUCUUCAGUGAAAUGCUCUUGGGAAAGUUGGGAGAGGACACAUUUAUUUUAAAUACUUUCCUCUAUUGUCAUGCAAUAAAUAUUAUUCCUGCAAAAACCUGCACUGAAGGACCCCUUAUCAUUGCCAACACUGACUUUGUAUUAGCACUUCUGCUCAUCUUUCCCUGUUCAUUCCAUUUUUCAUUGCGAAACAUAUCAGAGCUUCUAACAUAUAUUUAUUUAUUGUAUAGCACUCCAGCACAAGCAUGGCGGUUGUAGCUAAUAAAAAGCAAUAAAAUCAUCUGUACAAGGAGGCUUUGGCUUUUUAACACUUUUCAUUCAUUCAGCCAAUUGCAUGUUUUAACAUGUAGAAACUUGUGGACUGUAGCUUUCAGUAUGCCUUGAUGCUUAGGUAAAUGAAGCAUUUUACAGUACAAAAUAAAACUUUUCAAAAACAUUGAACCAUGCUGAUUCAUUUGCUUUCAUUUGCAUCCCAGCCAUGAAUGACCUGGUGCAGUCCAUGGUCCUAGCAGGAGGACAAUGGACAGGUAGUUCUGAGCAUCUGGAGGGUCCUGAUGAUAUAUCUACGGGUAAAAGGAGAAAAGAAUUGGGAUCUAUGGCCUUCUCUACUACAUCCAUCAACUUUGCAACUGUCAACUCUGCUGCAGGCUUGAGAUCCAAGCAGUUGCUUAAUAAUAAAGGUAUAGGUAGAACCUUUUCACGCUGUGGUGUGGUUGUGUUGGUAACCGUAGCGUUAUUGGAAACUGUUUGUGCUCCAUAUUUCACAUUCUUUUCCAGCAAAUAACUGGAAUAUUUGAUUUGCAGACUUGUGGAAUAUUAGGAUGGGGAAACUAGUUGUAUUUGUAAACUUUUGUGGGGAUCAAUGAGCCAUAAAAAUUUCUUGUGUUUUAGAGAUGAUAAAUUCAAAGGUCUGUUUUUGCAACAAAAUUGUGCUUGUUUCCCCUUUAGAUGCUACAUCUUUUGAAGAUGUAAGUCCACAAGGAAUUAGUGAUGAUUCUAGUACAGGAUCAAGAAUACAUGGUAAGAUUUGUGCUUUAAAGGAGUAGCAGACCUAUUACGGAAAUGCUAGUAAAGUUUAUCCAGAAAUAGAAAAUGACCUGCGUUGCAAGUGUGCAUGUUUGUAUUCUUUCCUUACAUCUCAUCUCAUCUAAUUGUAUGGGAACUUUUCCAUUUCUUUCACUCUGAUUUCACUCUUAAACAGAACAAACCUAUUCAGUAUGAAGUGCACCUGAACAGGACCCAAAUUUCUCUCCUCUCCAUCAGUCCUGAGUAUUCUAGAGUUCAAUUGUGAGAACUUUCAGCUUAUGAAAUCUUCUUUUCAAAAUUCAUCUUAUUAAUAAAUGUAUUUUUCCUCUUUCAAAUUUUGGCAUAGUUGUAAAAUACUUCCGCUAAAUUUGAAUCACAGUAGUGCUGUUUCUAAAACCCUUUAACACUGCUUCUGCGCCUGCUUUGGUUAGGAGUAAAGAACAUUCCAGAGCAGAUGUUCUUUCUCUUCCUGUCGGUGACUUUUCUGUAACGUGCAGAGUUCCAUGUCAAAAUCUUUUGUAAGUGCCUUAACCGCAACCUGAUUUCUGCAUGUUGGUGCCAUUUCUCUUUAAAACCUUGGUUAUUCCCAUCAAUAAACCUGAUACAAUUCAAAACAUGUAUUUUGUUUCUCUGUUCCUUCUUUCGCUAACCUGCUCGCUUUUCUAGUGUACUUUCUUAAAGUGCUGUCUUGGGCUGCCUGGGGACACCACCUUUUCCCACCUGCCAGAAUCCACACUUUGAGACAUGUUCAGCUUGUGCAAUAUCAGUAGUGCAUGAUUUCCUGCCUCAGAGCAUUCUGUGAUCAGAAUGUAGUAGGCGCAGUGUCAUCUGCUAUGGUAUGUGCUUCAUGCGAUCUACUGGUUUUUUUCCAUUUAGCUUCCAGACCAGCCAGCCUUGAUAGUGGCAGAACAUCCACUAGCAAUAGCAAUAAUAAUGCCUCACUCCAUGAAGUCAAAGGUAUGCUUCCAGGCAAAUUGACACAUCUGCUUCAUUCCUCACAUUUUCAGGGCAGGGAGGGAGAGAAUUCAGGGCAUGUUUUCCUUUCCUUUCAUCAUUUCAUUCCUUUUUAGAUGAAGCUCUGGAAUAAGGUGGGUCACAUGUCUGAUUUAGGAAAAGUAAAUUAAUGCAGGACAUUGCAGAUAUUCAUCCAUCCAUAUAGUGUAGUAGUGUAUUCAGAUAUAUUACAAUGCCUUGCAGCUCACAUAAAACAAAAAAGGAAUAAUGCUUUCAAAUUCUUCUUUAACCUGCAAACAAAUGUCAUAUUAGACAGAAAACCAACAUUUCUAAUAUAACAGCAAAUUACAUUCUGGGCAGAAGACACAUAGGCCAUUUUUACUAACCAUGUUGUAGUAAACUCAUUGCCAGGCAAAUGUCUUGGAAUAAGACCUCUAGAAUCAGAUGUGAAUCAGCAUUAUUCUUUGGUUUUCUUCAGAUGAAAGUGCCACUGCCUACAAAUGAAGAAUAAAUACAUGGAUAGUUCUAGAGAGGAAUUCAUGCUGUUGUGUUGCAAAUGAGUAGAACCAAAGGGACAAGUGAUACACUCAGCUUUUUCUGGUCCUUUGCUUUGAGACACACCUGACAGGAUGGUCUGCUUCCUCUUCUGUUGUAAAACAUGUGUAUGCAAGGCAAAACUGGAAGAUUUCUAGCAGUCACUGCCUUAUAAGGAAUUACUUAAACUUCAUUUAAUUCAUUUCACUGUAUUUCUAGAUAGUAUCUGCUCAAUGGAAAAUAUGGAUAGGUCUUCUAAAAUGUUUGUGAUUUUCCAGUAUAAACAAUUCCUUGCAGUAAUGCAUGAUGUAGUUCAGUAGCAUUGAUAGUGUAUGCUGCUUGUUUUUCUUCAAAAUAAUAAUAAUUCAAAAUAACACAAAGGGCAGCUUUCAGUUGGUUGAUUUGUAUCUGUUUAAGGAAACAAUGUGAACUGGCAUUUCUUCAACCUUUAUUCUGUGCAAAAUAGGAUGUUUCUGCUCCAAGUCAUGACAAACUGAUACAGGCAUUUGACGGAAUGCAUUUUUAAGAAACCUUUCUCGAAGGGUAUUUUUUGAUCAGUCUGAAAAUAAAUUAUUUGCAUUCCAUCUUUUAUAUUUUUACCUUUUGCCAUAUGUCAUAAAUAGUAGCGGAUGUCAACUUUGUAGCUGAACUGGGUCAUAUUUAAUGUCUGGGAUCUCAUUUUGUUGAGAAAGAUUAAACAUUCAAAGUUAUUAGGUGGUGGAGGUGUUUAAUUGGAAAGAUGCCAUGUCACAUUGAAGAACCUUAGUAAGUAAGGCAAGGGAACUAACCUUUAUUUCUCGUAUGGCUUCCCCAUAGGUUUUUUAGUACCUUAUGACAAAUGCUUCUUCAAUGUGACAAAGGAAAAACAUCCAAUAAUGCAUUGUUAAUGUUUAAAAAUAAUAUAGCGUGCAUAAUUAAGAUGACAAUACUGUUUAUCCCUAAAGCAGGCACAGUUACUAACCAAAGCAGGCCACAAAGCCACAGCAGUGGAGAAUUUAGCCUGCUUCAUGAGCAUGACGCAUGGUCCAGCAGCAGCAGCAGUCCCAUCCAGUAUUUGAAAAGCCAUGCCAGGUCUAGCCCCAUGCUCCAUCCUAAAAUGUCAGAAACAAUGGAUAGACAAGGAACGCACAGAAUUAAAACGGACUCCCCUGGAAGUGAAGUGGUUACUCUGCAGCAGUUCUUGGAAGAAAGUAAUAAAGGGACUUCGGCUGAGGUACAUUGAAAAGCUACUUAAUUUCACUUGGCAAAACAUAAAGCUGCAAAACUUAGCGCACUUUUUAGGUUGCACAAGAAAAUCUGGUGGUGACUUUACAUUUGUAAAGGUCAGAAUUAAGUUGGUUAGGAAAAUUAAUUGACACAUAGGGCAGGAAUUUAAGUAACAUUAUGAGACAGGGAAAGAGAAAACGAACCUUUUCUUAGAGAAGAGCAAAUCUCCUGUAGAGCAGUCUUUCAGGAAUGAAUGAGCUAAUUUAUAAAUAUAAAUUAAUUUUUUUUAGGCAGAGUGUGGGUGCUCAUUCUCUGAACACAAAACUAUAAGGUGUGAGUCGUUGUUGUUGUUUUUGUUUAGUCGUUUAGUCAUGUCCACCUCUUCGUGACCCCAAUAGUGAGUCAAUAGUACUACACAAAAGGCCUACACAAAAUUGUUGUCAGGUCUGCUGCAGUCUGUGAUCCAAAGAGCAAUGGGGUGGGUAUUUGCAAGCUCUAAAGAAUUUUUCAACACCCAUGGCAGAUUACAUUUAUCUUCAGACAGUACCAUAGCCAAAGCAACUCAAAAGUUACACUUUUAAUCUCGACUUUUCUGCAUUGCUUGUGAAAUGCUUUGGACUGUGUCUUAACCACGUGCUUUGCACUGAAGAGAUAAAGACUAAUUGAAGAGCUAUCUGACUAUAGCAUUUUCACCUACCCACCCCAAAAUCUCCAGUGUGUAUUUGCCAUCAUGAUUGAACUGUGUCUUCCAGCCCAUUCUAUUUCUGUGUCAAGGAAACAAGUGGUUGUAUGCUGAUGCCAAGUUCUAAAGCAUUAAAAUAACCUUGGAAUAAAAUAAUGUACUUAAUUUAAAUAAUAAUGUGAUUUCGGUGUUUAUUUUUUAAAUUGGAAUAAUUUAAUUCUUGUCUGUCCGGUCUCACAUAAAAUAGCCUUUUCAAAGAUAGAUAAUAUGGGUAUACAACUAAUUUAUUAUCUUUUCCACUGUUUUGAAACAGACCCACUCAUUUUCUCAGCUAUUUAUUAAUAACAGUAUAAACGUUUGGCCUGGCAACUGCUCAAAUGCCACGAUCCCUCUGAAAUAAGGUGCAUUUGUGUUUAGGUGAUUGGUUCUUAAAUGAGCCUUAGAAAGGAAAGGCGGUCUUGUUCUUUUCUUAUAUCUUGGAUCUUUUCCAAGGACUCCAACUGGGAGUUCCAAAUCCGGAAGUCCACACAAUGAUUUCAGGCUUAGGCACUCCUGUACAUGAUGUUCAGAUUGCUAAGGAAGUUGUUUAAUCAGUCAGUGAGAAAGUUAUGGGAUAGAUCUGAAAGUGAAAUGAUCAUCAUUGGUUGAGCCUUUUGAUGUUGGAGGAGAAGUGAUAUUUGCGUAAAUGUUAAAAUAAAUGGAAAUAUUCACAGAAAUCAAAAUGUCAAGGUAGGAAUGUUUAUUUUCAGUACGUUUAUGCAUUUAAAAUUGAAAAAAGAAAUUGUGGCUUUUCCAUUAUUAAGUAAACUUAGUCUAGUAGCAUAUUGAUAAAACUACUAAACCUGGGUGAUACCAUAUGUAUCAACGAUUUCCAUUAUUUUGAACUGCAUCAUGGUUAUGCAUGUUUGUGCUGUCGAAGUAUGAAACACUCUCUUGCAGAAACAUUAAGAAACAAAGUAGCAGAUAAUGAAUUAACUUAUUUGGAUAUCUUUUGCAGCUCAAGUCCUCAAGCCAAGAUAAUCUUUUGGAUGAAGUGAUGAAAUUUUUUUCGGAAAAUGCUGAAUUAGUCGGAAGAGAUAAAUUAAGAAAACAGUCAUCAGGCAGUGGUGGUAUUGCCAGAUCACAAAGUGUGAAAAACACAAUGGAGUUCUCUGAUGGAAAGUCAGCUAAACAAGGACACCUUACAAGGCCCAGCUCGCGUAGAAUGGAAGAUGCCAACUUUGCAAACUCUUCAAAAACGCUUACAGCAGGCACUAAAGGAAGGGCCAGGUCUGUUAAAGAAAGUGUACAAUCACAACGACAAUCAAAAGAUUGUAAUCCUUAUGCGACUUUACCUCGCGCAAGCAGUGUGAUUUCGACUGCAGAAGGAACUACUCGGAGGACAAGCAUCCAUGAUUUUUUGUCUAAGGACACUAGGCAGCCAGUAUCAAUUGAUCCAACUCCACCUACAGGUGACAGAAGCGUCCCAUCAGCUUCUAGUGAGUACAAUCCCCAACAACACUCCUCUGUUUUUCAUUAUACCCCUUUUCCUUCAGUUACCUCGUCAGAAAAUGACUUGGGUAGGAUAGCCACGCUAGAUAGUUCUACAUGUAAAUCAGAAAAGGCUAGGAGUUCAAGGACAGGCAAGACAAAUUUUAUUACUAAAACAUUUUCUUGUAGUAAUGUGUACAAUGAGAAAAUGGGCACAUCAACAAGCAUUAUAGGUAAGUUGUCUGCAGUCCGUUUGUCCAGGCCAUUUUUGGCACUCAACACCGAAUUAGUCAGCAAUGUUAGUGGACUGCCCCAAAUGCCUGUAUCAAAGACAACUGAUAAGACAUUUGAUUCAUCUGUGAAAUCUCCCCAGAAUGAUCACAAACUACCUUCUGAGAAUCAGAAAUCAUCUGAUGGCAGAAAUGUAGAGAUGAAUCAGAAUAGUGGUGAAUCUACACCACUUACCCAUUCAAAUGCUAGUGAUAGUAAAAUACCAUCACCCGUUUCUGAAGAUACUCAGACUGUUUGGUAUGAAUAUGGUUGUGUAUGAUAAACAUAUAUAAUAUUAAGUAAAUCUCUGCUACACAUUGUGGAUGUUCUUGUUAAUGUUAAUAGAUUUAGACUAUAUUUAAAUUUACUAGCCAUGAUAGUAACUAGGUGUACAUAGUUUUUCUCUAAAUGGAGAUGGAGAAUUCACCUUACCCCCUUAGCAUGUGAAUGAAUGUACAAUUGUAACCAUGCCAAAGCUUGCAUGAAACAUUAACUGCACUGUGUAAUUUCUGCAUGCCUUUUAAAAGCCUUAAUAAUAAAAGCUAACUGUAUUUUAUUUUCUAUUUGUUAUAAAUAUUUUAUUUUCUAUACAUUACUGGAUGCAUGCUAACCAGUUGCAUGGUGCUGUGCCAGGAACAGCACAAAAAAACAGGUAACUUUCAGCAACAGUACAUUCAGUUUUUCUUUCUUUCAGAGUCCACAUUAUCAUGUAGAUUAUACAUUUUGGACUCAAUUCGACUAAAGCUGGUUGUGACUGAUGUAAAAUUAAUGGAACCGACUCGGUUGUAACUGACUCAAGUCUCAUUGCCUAAUGGCUUACAGAUCAGUUACAUGCAUGUUUACUUGGAAGUAAGCCCCACUUUUGACUUACUUCCUAGUAGGUGUGUUUGGAAUUACAUCUUAGCUUUGACAAGCUUUAGCUGGAUUGGGGCCUUUUUGUAUCAGUGUCCUUUCCCUGUUUUGCUGGUGAAAAAAUGCAGAAGCCCCCCUGCACCUCUAGCUUUUUACUUUGGACGUAUUCAAAUUCUAUUUAAUAAAUGAGCCAUUCUUGAAAUAGUGACUAUAGUUUGCACACUGAAAGUGUACUACUGUUCAUGCUGAUAAAACAUCAAGGUUUGGAAGCCUAAACAGUGGGCCUUUUCUGUUUAAUGAUACAUAACUAAAUGUAGUUUCGUUGGAAAAGUUGACCCUCUUCAUCUUUCCCUUUUAUGUGCUUUUCCCGUCCCAUGCUUGAUGUAUUUACAUGGUCAUGGUGUUGUCUCGUCGAUAGAGCCUUAUCUGAAUCUUUAUUAUAUAGCUUUUAAUGGAUUUUUACAGUGUAUUAAAAUAAAAAAUAAACUGGUAUUACGGUAUUCUUAUUUUUGUUCAGGGAUGUGAUAGUUAAUUAGAAAAUCAUGCACAAAAUGUUUUUUUAAUUGGCUUGAUGGUCCAAAAUGCCGCUUUAGACAUGUCCAGGGUCUUGGGUUGACAACUUUCUUUGAGAAAGUAGAAUUCCAUGCCAUAGAAAAAGUUGGAUUUAAAGAACCCUGAUUUUAUUUUAUUUUUCCUUCUUUUUUUGCCCUUCCCCAAGAUGCUUCAUUUUCUAAAAUAGUAAGCAAUACAGCCUGUGGGUGAGGGAGCUUCUGGGCUCUCCAAGUAGGGUGGGGAACAACUCCCAUGUGAAAUCCUGGAGAGCUGCUGCUAAUCAAUACAGGCAACAGUGAGCUAGAUGGAUCUUGCUUUGUGCAAGACAGCUUCCUAUAUUGAUUAACUAUUCAAGAAAUACAAGCUUAAAUACAUUUUGGACUACAGAACUACUUGAGAGUCUUGUGACCAGAACAUGGUGCAUCUAAACCAAUUUUCAUAGUUGCAAUAAACCCUAAUGGAACAUGAGCUUGUUUGAAAGCCAAGAGUUAUUGUGGGUUAAAUUCCAAAAUCGUUCAGUGAAUAAGAAUCCACAGGUCCUGCAGGUAAAAGCAUAGGCUACUUUCAGCAUGCUUUAAGCUUGGGCACAACUAUUUGGAAUUUCUUCUUCUUUGAACAGCAGGAACACCCCCUCAUGCCACAUCACACAAUCCAUCUCUGAGAGUUCCCUCACCUUCAGUAGUGAUUUGCCAUGUGGUGUGGUGGACCGUUGUUCAUGAAAAUAAGCACGAAGCCCCUUUGCACGCAAAAAACUUAGUUUUAUGGUUCUUUGGAUCUUCAAUAUCCAUCUGUUUGUUUUUAGGAAAGUAGAAGUUAUUAUAAUAAGUGAGAUGUGUUUAAAACUUGCAUUAGGAAAAAUAAGUUUCUGGGAAAAUGAAAAAUGCCUUUCCUAAUUUUGAUUGGCAUCCUAUUUAGAGACUGAAGAUUGCUACUUUACUCCCAGGAGCAGCAAAAUCAGAAUGCUACAGGAAGAACUCACUUAGUUCUCAGCUAUCUGGCCACCCCCAGGGACCAAAAGACUUGCGCUUUUUUUGUCCCCAUCUUAAAAAGACAAGAGGAGCAAAUAACUAAAUUACACCUUUAAACUAUUGUAUUUUAUGCAAGCUACUUUAAUUCCAUUUUGUCUUAAUUAUUUACAUUUGUGAUACAUGAAGAAUUCAGUGAUGUUUGAGGAAGAGUCAGGGGGAAAAGUCCUUCACAGAUAUAACUUUUCUAAAAAAUCUUGUCACAACUGACAAAAUGUCCUGUAAAUGCUGGCUGAUAACUUCUUGCUGCUUCUUUUGCGCUCUCUGUGCAGUCCCACAUAUAGGGUCUGUGCCAGUAAGUGCGAAUUCACUACCAGUUAGGGCUAGCCGAUAAAUGUUUUGGUCAGAAACCAGCCCAUUGCCCUGACGGUGUAGAAUUCAAGGGGCUUGGCCUCUCUCCGCUCAGUACCUUCCUGACUGCUCCAGCACUGGUAUUUGUGAGAAUUUGUUUUGCUUUUCCCCCCUGAGGAAAGUAUGAACUAACUGCCUUCUGUUUUUUCUUUAAUUCUAUAUUCAGCUCUUUUCUUCAGUGCUGUUCUUUCUGUCUUCAAUUUUGCAUUUGAUGUGGUUUUGUUUAUAUGCCUCUAUGGGUGCUUUCACUGCUUCCAAGCAGAUGCUUAUAGUGCAGAGGGCAACUUUUCUGAUUUUUUGGGGUAGCAGUAGGUCAUCCCCAACCCUUUAGUGUUGGGCAAAACCUCUGCCUUGGCAAGGUUCCCUUGGUAGUACUCCACCAGGCAGGUGUGUCAAAAUCACUCGUCCCAGCUCUGAGUAACAUUGUGAGGACAGGCUAUUUUGGCAACACAACCUGAUGUCUUAAGUCCCAAAACCCACACAGACAAUACGACACUGUUCUGUCCAUAGUGUUACUGGUGGUCAAGUCUGAUCUUGCAGGCCAGGAAGCAGAUACUGGCAUUGUGCUUUCUCACCUAACUUAACUGUGACAUCAUUCUCCUUUUAUAAGUGGACCUACUUUGUUUGAUGGGACUUACUUCCUAGUAGGUGUGUUUGGAAUUGAAUGAGUGACAAAGGAAUUAUAUAGUUGAUGCUGUACACGGGCCUUUCAGUGCACUUUUUUUUAAAAUUGCAUGAAUUGACCCUAAGUCAGAGAAUUAAAUACAGGUUCAGCAUCCCAAGAGAAGCAUGAGACACUUGAUUAAUUGUUCUGUGAAUUGGGACGGUUGUUUUGCUUGCAAGGAAAGGCUUGCUUGCUUGAAGACUUACUUUUCUAAGCAAAUAGCUAAUUUCAGAUAAUUUGAUUUUGCAUGUUCCAUUUUAUUGCAUGCAAGGAUAAUUUGCUGCUUUGCAGACUUUAUUGGUAGGAUGCAUAAAUCAAAUGCACAUGUUUUGCUGCACAGUUCCAUAAAUGUUCUUGUUAUUGCAGUCUAUUAGACAGAAUACAGUUGUAGAGCCUCCAGUUGUGUUCCUACCUUCCCUUUUUGUUCCUCUCCAUUUUUGUGAACUUUUGGUCAGUAGUACCUAACAGUAUAUGUUGCAACAUCAGGUGAUUUCCUCCCCUGCUGAACAAGUAACACAAAAUGCUUUUCUUCUGCAGAUGUGGAAGCUAAACCAGAAAACAGAAAUUCAAAAAGCAGGUCUAGGGAGCAACAAAGCUCCUAAUUCUAUUACCCCCACUACAUGAGAUGUGGGCCAAGUGGUGAGUUUUCUGCCCAACAUGUAAAUGAGAUUGCUUUCAUUUACAGAGGAGUAAAAAACUAACAUUUAUAAAUGAAAACAAGUGCAAUUUGCAUUAACAGUUGUCAGUACCGCUUGCAUUAAAUGGCUCUUGCUUACUGUAUUCAAGCUAAGCCAGCAUGUGACACUUACUUAUCUACCCAGGCAAGGAGUGUCCAGUCUUCUAAAUCCACCUUGCUUUUCUCAUAUAUGUCUCCAAUUAUAAAUCACAGUGUAUAGUAGCAAAUCACUAUCCAAAAAAAUGACAUUGCGUUGUUCAUUUGGGGACUCCUGUGCAAUCCUGUGCCAGUGUAACCUUUAUGUUAACUGCCUCUAAAGAGCCAGCUGUAUUAUACUGCAUAUAAGUUGGUCAUUUUCUCAAGCAUAUACAUUUUGAGGCUACAGUAAUACCCAUUUUAGAAUGUGAUAUAUGAUCAGAGCCAUGCAGACUCUAUAGAAACAGAUUUUUUUAAAAAAAUUACACCCAGAAACAGUUUAGGUUUUGUGGUUCUGGAUUCUGCGAAUUAAAUAAAUUAAGCGCAAUGCUUCUUAUUUUAUUUAACUGUCAUUUUUACUAUUUUGCAUGAUUUAUUUCAGUCAUGUUGAGGGCACAGAAGUAUCCCUGGCCUUUUGUGUACAUUGGGAAUACUGUUCAGCCCCCACCCCUCCAGCUCCUGAAAAACUUGUUUUCAAGCAUAUCUUUGCAGUCCUAAGGACUUGAAACCCUAUCUUUAAAAAAACAACCAUGAAUUAUUAUGAAACUUGAGUUCUACCCCAAGUAGCACCACUUGUGCUUUCUUCUCUGUCAGUCACGGAGACUUCCAGCAUAUGCACAGCCCUGUAUAGUAUGCAUGUACUGUAAGAGCAUAGCUAAAGGAAUUGAAAGGCUGCAAUCCUAUACACAUUUACAUGGGAGUAAGUCCUAUUGAAAGUAAUGGGACUUGUUUCUGGGUAAUCAUGCAUAGGCUUGCAGUUACAGUACAACAGUGGUGCCCAAAUGCCAUUAUAUAGUAUUUUACUCUUGGCAUUCUGUCUCCCUUCUUCUUUAUCAUUGCUUAAACCAUUUCUAUUGUGUCCUCCUAGUUCUUGUAGUCACUUUACUUUUUUAUAUCUCUUCUGUAUCUUUUUAAGCUUUUCUUACGUUUACUUCUCUUUCUACUUUUCACUUGAACACAGAGAGAAAAGUGUCCUUCAGUAUCUCAGUGUGAAGCCUUUAUUACUGAAGUAACAAGGCAUCCGGCUAUAGGAAUCAUGUUGUGUUUUUAAAAAUAGUUGAAGGUUUUUACAGGCCUACAUGAAUAGAACAAUCAAGAAAUAUGCAUCUUCUUUCCUUGAAUCAAGGAGCUGUGCUGGUGUCUCCUGCUGAAUUUUUUUAAAGAAGGAAUUUAUUGCACAUUGCACUGUUAAGAUCUACUGAAUAAAGGACAGCUUUAACCUCUCUAACGACCAAGGGUUGUAUGGCCUCAAGAUUUGCUCCAGGAACUCAAUUGCUUUUUUUCUUCUUCAUUCCUUUAUGAACCCCAGUCAUCAACUGCUUACUGCUUCUGCUAAUAAUUAGCAAUAUUUAGUUCUGUAAAUCUGAAAGGGGAGAAGGCUGUAGUAUAUUGUGGAAUUUGAUGUAAAUACAGGUACAAAAAUGAACCCCUCAAGCUUAUUUUAUUGGUUUGCUUAAUUUGCAUGAUGUUGCUCUUUGUAAAAUGAGACUGCUGGUUAUUUUGGUGCAAAUAGCAAGAAAAAAUUGUUUAGGUACCUGAAAACUUAGCUAAACACUUUAAUCCACACUCGACAUGAUUUUAUUUGUUCCAUGAGUUUUCAAGGCAACAAGUUAUUUUGCAAAACAAUACAAUUGGGGUGGGGUGGGGUGGGGGCAGGGAAACAAUGGAAUUAAUAUUCCUGGAACUUUCUAUGUCCAAUAAAACAAUCUCUGUUUUCAACAAAUACAAAUUUUGGAACAAAACUGUCUUUAAGUUAAAUAUUUUGUAUUUUUACUUGUGUUUUUUAAUUUGUGAUUUUGUUAGCCUAUUAUGGUUUAGGAGGAAGCUUUAUGGGGGAAGACGAAGGUAAACAAGGUUCUGAUAAGCAUUUUGAAGCCAUUCCUUUUAUUAAGGCUCUUACUAAUAUUUCCACCUUUUUGUUCCUUAUAAUUGUAUAUGAAUUAAGAUUUAUUAAUGCUGUUGGUACUUUAAAAAUAUUUGUUGUAUGCAUUUGUCUUAAAACUCUUGCAAAGAGCACAGGAAAAUAGAUUUGGUUAAUCCUGGGAAAUGUACAUGAAAUUAUCCUGGUUUAUAUUAAAUUUCAAAGGUUUAUUUUCUUACGAGUCACUAAUGUAUUAAUAUUUCCAUGACAAUAUAUCGCAUUUUAACCAUUUAACCUCAUUGGGUUCAUUCAACCUUGCUAAUAUUUUUAUGCACAUGGGCAUCCUUAAACCUCAUCACCACGCUUCAUUUUUAUCUCAGCCAAACUAUUUGCAAGGAAUUGUACUAUAUCUAAAAGCCCAUUCCUUGCUAUUCUGGGGCCCACCAGAUGUUUUGGUCUACAACUCCUAUCAUUCCCAGCCAACAUGGCUGCUGGCUGGGUCUGCUUCAUCUCAGGGUUGUGGGUUCAAGCCCCAUGUUGGGCAAAAGUUUCCUGCUUUGCCGGGGGUUGGACUAGAUGACCCUCAUAGUCCCUUCCAGCUCUACAAUUCUAUGAUUCUAUGGAGCGUUGUAAUCCAAAACAUCUGGAGGGUGCUAUGUUUGUGAAGACCGACCUAGUAAACUCCUAUUGGGCUGGGACCGGAGCCCCCUAUGUUAAUAUCAAACAUUUUUUUUUAAAGAAAGCAUUUUGUACAGCGUUGCAAAUGUUUAUUACAGCCAUCAGGCUUCUUGCAAAUGAUUACUAAUGUUACUUGUAAUGUAAGAAUAGGUUCUGUUUCCCCCACUGGCAAAUGAAACAGCAAGGUGCAAAUGAAACACAGCAGGGGCCAGAUAGGCAGAGUAGCUCGCCAUACCAUACCAUUCCAAUCCUGUCCUGAGAGCAGCAAACAUUCAGAAUUCCCCCCAUGGCUGUGUCAGGCAUGUUCCUGAACAGCAAGCAUGUAACUGGAUGAAGCCACACACACACACACACACACACACUCUCUCUCUCUCUCUCUCUCUCUCUCUCUCUCUCCCCCAAGCGGGUCAUCUAAUGUCCAGGCUUUUUAUUUUAUUUAUCUUACGGUUUAAUUUUGGUUCAGGCUGUGCAUCUUUCAACCCUGGAGGGGGAUGCAUAUUAUAAAUACUUUUAAUAAAUAAUAAUAAAUUACAGGCAGCAUACAGCUAGUGUGUAUGGAGAGUCUCUUCAGCCUAAAAGUUGUAUGUACUUCCUACCCUCUGCAUGGGAUGGUAGGAUUGUGGCCAUAAUUGGUAAUUUCUGAGUCCAUGGCCUUUCAAAUAUUACCAUGCAUCCUUGACUAUGAUUUUGUCAGAAUAAAAAUAAAAUAAAAUGAGUGAACAGUACGCUCCCCUUGAUUGUCAUAAGGGGAAAACAGGAGAGGACGGUUGCUAGGCAUAUGAAAAUCACAUAAAACACAUCAGUAAUUUUGUUCAGUAGCGGGUUGUGCCACCCUGUCUUGUGUCACCAGUCUCUUCCCCUCUGAAGAUACGGGAUCUUUUAAAAGGAUGAUUUUAAUAUCUGGGAACAUUGAUGUUUCUAAAUGUGGGUGUACAUGGAGAUGGUGAUUAGCUAGCUUUGUAGAUCAGCUUGUUUUUUUAUGAACUGAUCCUAAGCUUCUGUUGCUUUGUUUAUAGACUCUCAAGCUUUCAGGAACAAUCGUGUGUUUUUCAUGCAUUUACCAACCCGCUGAUUGACCAUACCUAUUUUCUUAAGAUUUGCACCUUUUUGAGCUUUGCACUUGUUUCAUAUUCCUGUGUGCUUUGGCUUAAUGAUUUGUUUCACAUGGACUCUACCUUUCUACAGGCAAUUAUAUCAGCUAGAGACUGACUCUCAUCUACCUGGAACUUCUCUUGUGCAUGCAGGCCUCCCUUGAAGUCAAAGGGAGUUGCGCAAGAGCGUUGCUUUAUUUUCACAACACUAGCACAGGCAAAGUCAACGCAAGAUCAUGCCUUUUAUGAUUUACCUGUUUUGGCAAUAGGCUGGAGUUAGCACUAUGUGUAAGGUUUUGUUGGUGGUUGUUUUUGUUUUUAAUAGCAUAAUUCAAAGUUUUAAGACCGAAAUACAAUCUUCCCUUAACAAAACUUAAUUCAUUGAUAUUUUGCAGAGGAAGAGGCUCACGAGCUGCAAACCUUUUGCUUCUCUAGCUCUUUCUCAACAAGCCUAGUAAUUUGUUUUGUAUAAAGCCAGAUGGUUUUCUGCUAACAGCUUAACAGAAAACAGUGCCUGGAUUUUAUGCAGGAGAACCAAAGCCCUGUAUAUUUUUAGCUUCCCUUCCCAGAGCACAUUGAGGAGUAUAACCUGGCUCCCUGAUCUCUCUAGAUUCCAUCACUUAAUGAAUCAGAAAGAAAAUUGAAAUGGUCCUCCCACUUAAUCUCAAUUUUCAUUGCCGUCUACCCCGUUUCUAAAAAUAAUUAACUUUUUUAAAAACUUUAUAAAGUCUGUGACAGUGUCAGAAAUUAAUGUGUCACUUCGCCAUCUGUUUAAAUCCCAGCACCUUUAAAACUAAAUGCAAGGGCUUUUUCACUGUACAAGACAAUAUCCAGCAGCUGGAAAGUGGAAGCUGGAAAUGUGUUGUAAUACAAUGAAAUGUUUUAAUUUCCGCUCUGCUGCUGCAGUUGCCAAGGCUACAAUCGCCUUUUCCAGAAUGCAUUGUUUCUUAAAAUGUUUUGUGUUCUGAGAGCAGCUCCAGCAAUGGUGUGAACUGUUGUGUGUAUGCGUGAGUGUGUGUGUGUGUGUGUGUGUGUGUAUGUAGCUCAAGCAUUGUUAAGAAUGGAACUGCCUUAAAAGGAGGGAGCACCUGGGUGCGACACAAACUGUUUAAACACUGUUUUACAGAAGCUGUUAUUUAAAGCUGUAGUUUUCCUUUCUUAUACCUAUUAAGGAGUUUUGUAAUGUUUGCCAUUGAACACUACUUAAUUAUGUUAUUAAAAUUCCAAGCC